GCACAGAAAAUGGCGGAAUGAUUUGUAAAUUCAGUUGAGCAUUGUUUCACGUUUUAUUGUUUUGAUCAUUAUACGCCAGAAAAGCCAUGGAUUCCGUUGCAGAGGACGAUAUCACCCUCCCGCUGGAUUUUGAUAGGAGGUAGUUUUCCAAUAAGCUUACAUUGUCUUUCGCUUCGUUUGAAAACUUGUUUUUCGUCAGUUGACCACCGUGUGGUCUCGCAUUGGGCUAUCAAAACUCUAAAUUGAUCUAUUAUUUAUAUUGCUACUGUUUUAUGAUCCUCAUUUGCGGUCUCCAUGAAUAUUAUUUUGAUUCUAGAGUUAUUAUUUUUUCAGCACGAAUCUUGCCAAGUUCAAGGCAGCUGUGGUGGCUGGUAUCGGAGGAGACAUGCUAGAAUCCUCUGCUGAAUUCUCCGAAGGAUUAUCUUCAAGACCAGCAACGACGGGUUAGGAUCACUUAUAAUACUUACCCCUUUUCUUUUAAAAAUGUGAACGUACUUAGUGUUUUGUUUUGUUUGUUACUGUAUGUUGUUUGAUAUGGUAAAGUAUUCUUUAGUUUGGCUUGGCUUUGACGACUGUAUCGGUCAUCACAAUUCACUGAUCACGCACUUAUGCAUGUGAAUAGUGAUAGGCUUUUAAAUACACAGGAAGGAAGUAAUGCAAAGAUUGGAUGACAAGGCCAACCUGCAUGUUUGCGUUUAAAUACAGAUUCGAUAGUUUUAAUGGGUAUUAUAAUGAUCAUGUGAAAGCUUAGAAAGUGUAGAACGGCAUAGUGCUUCUAUAGGAACAUUUAUUUACUCACGUAGCCUUAAAAGCAGCUGUUAUUAGUUACAAGCAACAGGUGCAACACCCGGAGCUUCAUAUUUUGAAGUGUCUAACAUGCCAAAUAGUUAGUGGGUCUUUUGAUGUGUAAGACAAAGUUAUUCCACAUGCAUCUUGUGUUUCUCGACAAUUAAUAAGCUUGAGGAUUAUAUUUAUUAUGUCAGUGAAAAGGGCAGGAGGACUUGGAAAAAGAAAAUACAAGUCUCCCAGCAGGUAGCCUGCAAGCAAACUCUCUGGGGUGCUCGCAGGCUACCUAACAGGCUCUGGUGAACCUAUGAUAUUCUGGUUACUACUCCAGGUACUCUUAUCUCCGAGCUGCGGGGGACUUAUGAGAGAAACUUUAAUUGAUAAAUAAGCUCGUUUUUCUCUUCUUCUCUUAGACAUAUCAUGUAAAAUUUCUAAAUAACAGCUUUCAAAUAAAUUUGAAAUUAAUCAGUUUUACACGAAAGCUACCCCUGUUUGAAGGGAUAAAAUAAAAAAUAUAGUGCCUGAAUUUGUUAUACAUUACUGUAUAUUGGUGGCGUGCUGAUCGUUGCUAAUUUUAUCAUUCCAAAACCAUACUAUUUGGCUGUCAGACAGCUGAAAAAGCCAUUACCAAUCAUUUCUUUAUGUGAUGAGAAAUAUUACGAUGUAUGGAGACUGAACAGCCUUAAAUAAUGCAGCUCAAACAAUGGGUUCAUAGGGGUUUUAAUGGCAAUUGAAGUAGCCAGCAGGUUUGAAUAGAGUACCCGACUGUAUCAACAAGGGGCUGUUAGUCCCCUUUUUCUAGGGGGGAGGGGAUCUGGGGGCAUGCUUCCCCAGAAAAUUUUGAAAUUUCAAAGUCCUAAAAUGCGAAUUUCAGAGUUCUGGGGACUAACUUGAGGAAAAAAGAGUUUGUUUUUUAUUCAAGAAAAUGUAGCUUUCAUUCAACUUUCGAUUUACUAGUUACACAAUAAAUUCCUACAAGCAGUGACCAAAUUACGAAAACUAAAUUACGUACUUUUGCUCGUACAGAAAUUCUGCGUAAAAGUGUGAAAAAUUGACUGAAAUAUAGCGUUCUCAUGACUAAAAUAUAACGCUAAACCAGUGAACCGUCAUGAAAGCACAUCAUAAUGAAGGUUUUUAUUCAGAUUUAAUGAUAUAUUUUUGAUUAAUAACGUUACUCAAACUAGUUGCUUCUUUUUUGCGGCAAAAAGUAGCCUACUUCUAUGAGCAAAGUAGCCGACAUGUUUCGUCGGCCGUCAGUGCUUAUUGAAACCCUUGGGUUCAUUGAAAAUCAACUUUCUUCCCAGGUUCCUCUUUUCAGCUGGGCAAAAUGAUGUGUGUGACAAUUCAAAUGCAUACAUUAUUGUUAACUGAUCCCUUCAAUCAAUGAAAUUGUUGGGACACCCUGUGUUGCAUUUUGGGGAGCACUUGAAAAAUGAGCUCCCUCUACCCACCUUUACCCCACUCAAGGAAUGGGAGAAGGAAAAUUUUGUACAUUGUGGAAAAAGACAAAAAGACAAGUUGUUUAAAUUAUUAUUGUUCAGAAAAAAUGUAUCUGUGUGUUUUCAUUUGGAUAUUUGGUCGGAGUUGUUUCAUGGUUAUCCUAAGCUCAGUGCCUUGACCACGCUUGGUAAUUGCCUACAGUGCUAGUCCUUCUGCUAGUUGGUAUUUUUGGCCGUGCACAAUGGUGAGGUACCAGGAACAAAACCCAAACUAACUUCUGAUUAAUAAUGCUAUCCAGAUUCUUCUUCCAAUCUGCUUUGCAUCCAAUUUUGAAUCGAAGGGAGAAUUUGCUAUUAUGAUCAUGAAUUACUUAUGGCCUUAUUUUAUGCACCCCUCAUUUAUGUGUUAUUAUAUUAUUUCUCUGACCUCCCCUUACCAACCUUAAUGCUUUCAACACCAAUUAAGGGUAUUAAUGCAGAAACUUAAUUUAUUUCAUGAUUUUUUUUUCAAAUCCUAUGGAAUUAUCUGGUUUGUCAGGAACAGCUUCUCAGGACACUACAGGCUCACCACAAACAAAGACAAUGAAGGAUUACGAAUAUGUAAGUACCCAGAAUAUUGUUUGUUUUUCACCAGUUACUAAUAAAGAAAUAAUAAUAAUAAUAAGUAGUUGACUCUGUCCAUUUUACACUUAAACGUAAAACUCUUCAAAAGUGAUGUGGUUCACACUUUCAUUCUACCUGCCCCAAAAUUCUACAUUAUUAUUUUUUUUUGUUAGGUCAAUCAAGAGGUGUUUUUUUAGUAGAUCCCAGUUUUCUCUGGCACCUUACUUUUGGUCUUGGCUGACCAGGAAAUGUAACUUUUGCCCAUAAAAAUCAUAUGCCAGAUAGCCUGGAUUUUACAGGUUCAGAGCACCGGGCUUCCUUCAAUUUUUUCUUUGAGCACAGCCCAGGCCUUGAAUAAUGAUCAUGAUAAUAAUUUGUAAUAAUAAUCAAAACAGUAAUAAUUAUGCUAAAAAUAUUUUUUUAUAAUAAUAAAUUAUUAUUAUUUAUUUGUUUUUUUUUUUUAAUAAUGCAAGCGUCAAUAGAAUGGACGUCAACAAUGAUUCAUAAAACUUCUUGCAAAAGUCAAUCAUUACUUGGAGGAAAUGCUGUUGAGAAUAUUAUAAUUUAGUGGCUAGUGUUCAUUUCCAUGUAGAAAAAAAGAGAAAGAAAAUGUAAAUUAAAAUAGAAAAAGUGAAAGGAAAAAUAAUGUUGCCAUGAAGGUGCCAGGUAUUAAUAGCCAUAUGCAAGAAUUUCAUCCUCUCAUAAAUUUAGAACUUUACAGAACAUUGUCAUAUUAUAGCUCAAGGUUGUUUUCAAUGCUGGUGAAUAUAGACAAAUUUUGUCUCUAUUACUCACCUGUCUGCUUUUAAAAGGAAGUGUAUCAAGUUUGUGUGUUUGCUGUCUUGCUAAGGCAGAUGUCUCAUGUUUCAGCUUUCCUGUGUGUGAAUCCAUCUUGAUAUGCGCAUAUACUCAUGACUUGGCCAUUUUUUCCCUCUCAGCCAGGUUCUUAUAAAGACCUCUUUCACUUAUCAUUGUUUUGUUAAUACGUUCUCCAAUUUGCAAAAAGAAAGUAGAAAAUAUUGAACACUAGAACAUAUACACUAUAUGUACUAUUUUUGCUCCCAAAGUUCAAGAUUGGAGUACAUAUUUCAUUGUAAUUUUAAGCAUGUCAAAAUCCAUGUGGAUUGAGUAUUCAAAGACAAGGCCAGUGUUUUUAAUUCCAAACAAUGGCAAAGCAGCAAAAUGAGGUAUAAACUUCAUUUCAUUUCUGCAACCUUUACUUUAGUGAUGUAACAGCAGGAAAUUUUAAUAUUAACGUAGAGUUUUUGUUUUUAAGUGUUUUAAUUUUGAGGAUCAUUGAAUUGUAAGUAUUUCUGGCCAAUUAAAAUUUGUCUUCUCACUCUUUGGUAUUUUUAAAUUCCAACAGCAAAUUUCAGAACUGAAAAAGGAGAAUUUUGGGCUGAAGCUGAGGAUUUAUUUCCUUGAAGAACAACAGAAUAACAGUGAUAUUCCACAGGAUAUUUUCAAAGCUGUAAGUAUAUACUUUUUGUAAAUAUUUAACAAUAGAGAUGUCUUUUACACUCAAACUGCAAAAGUGGAGUUAUUGAAUUUAAAAAGGCCAAAUUUUCAAGUCCAUUUCUUUGACAAAAUUAAUAUUAUGUGCAUUUCAUUUUAUGUUUCCUAAUUAAUCCACCAACUUUAAAGCCUAGAGCAGGUCUUAGAAGUAGCCACAACAGUAAAGUCAAAAAUAUACUUAAAUAUAAUUAGAUUAACUACCAAAAAUGUAUAUUAAUGUACAAACCUACUGUUAAAGAUCCCCCUAAAUGGAUUGUUAACUUGUGAACCUUACUGGUGUCCAAGAUUUUUGACUGUUAUUUAGCGUGGAAAAAAUGAAUAAGUGAAUUGAAACAUUUCAAUCAAUGAAAGAUAGAUCAUCAUGAUGCAUCAUGUAAUGCGAGCAAUCACUUUUACUGUUAAAGGUCAGUAUAAAUAAUAGCAAGUAUUAUUAUAUACAUUGUUUUUUUAACAUACAUGUAAAGUUGUUAAUUUUUUUAAAUGAUGUUGUUAAAGAACAUAGAACUCAAGGUAACAGUGGAAAAAUUAAAGAAGGAGCUUGUUGAAAGACAGGAAUUGCUUGUCAAGGCCCGGUAAGUAGCUGAGUUUUUUCCCAAGUUUUAAAAUAUAUGCUACAUUAGAAGUAACUUUGAAAUUAAACUCUGGCACAUUCAAACUGAAUGAGAGAGUCUCAAAAGUAAUAAAAAUCUCGCACAUUUGUAUUUUGCUUAAACAAUGUGGUACCAGAACUGUGAAGAGGUCUGUGAAACUGUGUUUGAAAAAUGACCAUUCUUUCUCAAUAGGCCUUUUGCAUUAGUCGAUCAGGUGAUCAACUUUUUGAAAACAUGAAAACAGUUUGCUUUUGAAAAAUCUUGUCAACAGAAACUGAAAGAGCAUACUAAAAUAAGAUAACCUGUAAAUUUUCAGCCGUAUAUUUUAAAAGUAGCGAACGCAAUGGCGGUUGAAAAUUUGAGGGAUUUGCAUGGGAAAGACAAUUCUUGCCACCCAGUCAUGUUUGAGUAGUUUUCCAUACAAACCCUUGUAAAUUUGGAAAUUUUCAAACUGUUAUAAAAUACUUCCUAAAGCAUUAUGGGGCUCAAAUCUCAUUUUUAUUCAUAACAGGCAAUUUGAGUACUUAAAUGCAUAAGGGAAAGACUUAACGGCAGUUCAAAAAUGUCAAGAUUUUACAAGGAUUUGUAUGGAAAAUCAUUCAAGCGUGACUGGGUGGCAAGAGUUGUUUUUCUCAAACAAAUCCUCCUGUUUUUGGGCGGCCAUUGUAGUUGCUCCUUUUGAGAUAUAAGGCUGAAAAUUCACAGUUCACUUAAUAUUAACUUGCUCUUUCAGUUCCUGCUAGAAAAUUUUCCAGAAGCAUUAUAACUAUUUUCAUGUUUACAGAAGGUUGAUCACAUGACCAACUAUUGCAAAUCGCCUAUUAGUGAAUGAUUCCUUUGCUUGGAAGAGUCCAACCCCAGGAAUUUCCAGUUUGGCUUAUAUACUGUCCCACUCCCCCUUGCAAUUUUCAGCUGCUGCCAGCUUUUGUUUCAUAAAGAACCCAAUUAUAUCUGAAGACUUUUCCAAACAAUUUCUGAACUCAUUUUGAGGAGUUCUGAACUUCUCAAGAAAUUCAUAAUGCCCUGUACAGACUUCCAAAAGUGGAUAUUAGUUUUAUUUUUUUACUUAGUUUAAUGAUUUAUAAAAAAAUAGAACUAAAUUAUUAAUGAACUAAGUAAAAAAUAGAACUAAUAUCCACUUUUGGAAGUCUGUACAGGGCAUUUUGAAUUUAGAGAAAUUAUCUCUUUAAGAUGCAUCAGUUAAGACUGUAACAGCUCAAAAUGUUCCUCCAUACAUGAGAAAUAUUGGUCCAUAGCUUUGAGUGGGCAUGGAUGAGAUCGAAGUUUCUGAUGUGCAAACAUGAGAGGCAUGCCUAAAGGUGAUGGUACAUGAGACAACUCGCAAUGACAAUUUUUAGCGCAACACAGCGUUACAACAUUGUCGUUACAUUGCUUCGAAUGGCUGCAACAUUUGAACCCUGUGUUGUACUAAAAAUCCUUGUUGCAAAUCGUCCUGUGUAACAUUACCUUAAUCUGUGAGAGAUGAGAGAUGGUUGGUAUGCAGCAGCUAUGCAUGUGUUCACUAGACCAGAUGGGUGACAUGCUGGAGUAUGAUUAUCACCUACAACUUUGCAGGCAGGUUAUUUCAAGGAUGCAUUUGAGACUGGGUCAGUUUUGGGACAAAUUACAAUGUACACUAUGGCACUGUUUUGUGGGACAAAUUUGGACCUAUUUUCCAGUGCAAUCUUGCAAUGGCAUAUAAUAGAAGGAAUAGAUCUCUCAUAACAGACCCAUAAUGCAACACAACCCCAACCCAGACUCGAAUGCAACCUCAAAAUGACAAAUUAAUGCAGCAACAAAUCCUGCUACUUGAUCAUCAGUCACAUGAAGCUGUAGUAGUAGAAGUAGUCACUGUGGUUGUGGUAGUGGUGGUGGUCGGUAGUGGUAGUGUUAGUGGUAGUGGUCAGUAGUGGUAGUAGUAGUAGCAGUAAUAAUAAUAAUUUAAUAAUUUACCAAUUUAUAUAGCGCGUAUUUACAUGUGCUGAUCAAUAGGGCUUUACAAUCAUAAUUGUUUAAAAGAAAACGAAAAUACAUUACUGUGAGAAUAAAAUAAACUAAGUUACAAACUAUAAAAAUACUUCUUAAAAAGAUAGGUUUUAAGCCGAGAUUUAAACCUGUUAAGCGAUGUUGCUUGACGAAGCUCCACAGGUAGCUCAUUCCAGAGUUUCGGAGCUGCUGCUGAGAAUGAUCUUGCUCCCAAUGUUGUAAGCAUCUUUCCCUUGGGAUGGUCCAAUAAGAGCUUACCAGUAGACCUAAGAUUAUAUAAUGAAUUCGAUUUUAUACUAAUAAGAUCUCUAAGAUAAGUUGGCUCUGGGCCAUAAAUACAUUUGAAAGUCAAAAGUAAAAUCUUAUAGUCAAUACGCAAGUAGUCAUUAAAGUGUUAGUCAUUCUAGCAUUAACACACUAAUUGAAGACACUAUAUUAUAAUAAACAAAUAUACCCUAUUUACAUAUUACAUCUACAACAUAAAUAUUAAAAUCAUCCAUUGCCUGGUGACAUUAAAAAAAUGAUAAAAAAUAAUCUAAAAUCUCUCUCUGUUCACUUGCAGGAAUGCUGUUGAAGCUGUAGCCCAGCACAGUGACAGUGAGAUCAAACAGGUGGGAAAUAAAUUAAAGGCUGGCUUGUAAAUGGAAAAUCUGGGAAAAUAACCUUUUUGGGGGAGCCUAACUGUGCUGACUCUGAAAAAGGUUUGGAUAAAAGAGACACUAUUCUCAGCACUUAUAGUAAGAACUGCUUGAUUAAUUGAUUAAGAGUUCACAAGUUACAUUGCAUGUAUUGUUUUGAAACGAUGAACCGCUUGUUUAACUGGCGAUUUUCAAGGGAAAUCAAACAGAAAUUACUGGACAUAUGGUGAGGAGGUCAGGAGUGAAGUUUAAUCAACAAACAUAGAGCAUUUUAUUGCCUUUCCUUCUUUUGACAUUUAAGUUUAAUUUAUGUUAUAAAACACCUACAUGUAUGUAAUGUACAUGGGUGUAAUUAUGAAAAUAAAUUACCUGUUAGCAAACCUUCCUUUCUUAAAAUAAAAUUUUUUUGUAGCUCACGGAGGAACACAAUGAGGAGUUGAGAGAAAUUCGAGAGGGGUAUGAGAUCAAGAUCAAAGAAAUGGAAAAGGUUUGACACAUACAAAUGUAUGUUCUAGUUUAAAAUCCGUAAUCUUCUACUUUGCCGAAAAAUUGUGACCUGAGUACGUUUAUCUAUUGUCUUCUCUGUUUCGCUAGAAUAGUUUCAUUUGAUUUGUACAGUGCUGUAGUUGUCGUAUUUAAAAAAGUUAUUGAUGUGUUGCUGCUGAUUCUAGGACUUGACUGCUGCAAGACAUGAACUGGAGGACAUGACUGAAAAACUUGUAAGUGAUAAUAACAUUAUUCUAAAGGUUCUUUACCUUUUAAGUGGUAGCAUUAAUUUGCUUCUGUGUUUAAUUGAUGCUUAAGUUAGAGAUGUCAUUCAGAAUGAAUGACAUGAUAAUCUAUUCUGUACCUUGACCAGUGAUUAAAGUUUGCAGUUUUGUAGCAUCCUUCUUCUCUACUGGACUGAAUGUUGCACGGCAUGUUUCCUUUUUUAAUACGUGUAGUUUGCUAUUCUCAUCAUACAGGCAGAAACAGCUAAUCUCAAUCAUCAGUUAAAUGAAAAGCUUUUAGAAAGCACAGACGGCUUCCAUGAAGAUCAACAACAAUUACAGGUGAAACAGAUACAAAAAUUAAAAACAGUUGAUGACAAUACCAUUCAAAGUAUGAAUAUAGUAGCUCUUGGUUCUGUUUUUGAAUCAAAUUGGACAUUUUAUACCCUGCUUGCAUGGUGUUGCUAAUUGUUAGUUGCGUGGUAAUUGGUUGUUUUAUACACCCCAGGGUGUAUAAAGCAAACCAACUACGUGACUGACAAGCGAAGUGAACGACUUCGUAAAUGCCAAUAGCCAUGCAAGAGAGAAACCUCUACUUGCAGGGUAACAUUAAUUUUUAUUAAAGUGUUAUUGGUGUUGGCAUAUAUAGCCAGAGAGGCCAAGUCCCAGAAGUAUGGCUACUGCAUUGCUGUGACACAGCAAGACCUAGGCUGAGACUACGCAGCAAUCCUUUUUUUUUUCAAUGUUGCUUUAAUUAAAAUAGCACUUAAUGAAUCAUGAAUAACAAAAAUAUUUUGAUUUUUUAGGUUGCUUUAAAAGCCACUUUAGAUGAAAAGGACAGGUAAUUCAUUCAAAUCCUCUUAAGUCUUGAUUCUUUUUUUCUUCAUUCAUUCACACAAUUAUCCUCCAUUAUUGUUCUCUUUUCCUCAUUAAUAUACUGUCUCUUUUAAAAGUUGUUACAAAUGUUUCCAUCCAAGGCCUAUUGUGUUUGCAUUAAUUCCAAACUUGCUUUCAAAUCCACAUUGCUAGUUCAUUUUUAUGUGAGCCAACAUGCAGUGGUUAUACGGUAUACAUGUACCUCUUAAACCUCCUCAUUCAGUGAUUUGAUUUGAUUUGUUUCAGGAUGAUAGAUGACUUGAGGGGAUCUCUUACCUCUACCAAGGCAGAAAACAAGGUGUGUAUUAAGUGAAAUCCAUUGAAAAUCACUCUAUUGGCAGCCUCUUAAUGUUAAUGACAGUGCUGUCAACUCUCCCAGAUAAUCCAUGAGACUCCACAUUUUGGACCAUGUCUCCCGGUCUCCAGAUUAGAGUCUGAUAUCUCCCGGAUAAUCGCCGAAGUUGCUACUUCUUGUAGACUCGACUUUCCAACCAUAAAAUUUCAAAUAUUUUGCUUUGUUUGAGCUACUGUUAACGGGGAACGUUUCCUCAUAAAUUUUGGUAUGCCACUAUAGCAAUAAUGUGGCUAAAUAUGAACUGUUUAUAUAUGUACUAUAUACAUCAAUCGGAAUCAACGAGCAUUUUUGGCACAAAUGAUGUCAUUUGUUGUGCGAUAUGAUGUCAUCAACCACUACUUCCCUAUCAAUUCUCAAUAGUUGAUGAUGUGGGGAGUUGACAGCCCUGUAAUGGAGACUUUUUCAUUCUUGUGAAAAACCUUUUUGGCUAUAAAAUCAAUGCUUUUAAUGAUGUAGAUGGUGAUGGUACUAAUGGUGUUAAUAAAGGAAUGUUAAUGGUUUUAUGUUGGUAUUUGCAGUAAUGAUGCUGAUUAUGUUUAUAGCUUUGAUAAUGGCGGUUAAGGUUUGAAAUGAUGACUGUAAUUUGAUGGUUAAUAACUGCAAACUUAAACGCUGCAAUUUUUACCAUAAUUGCAUAUCCUUACACAGGAUUUAAAAGAUAAUCUUGAAAAGCUUAAGGAAAUGUUGGAAAGUCAAGAACAUGAAAUUCCGCAGGUACAAUUGCCUAUUGUUUCCGUUAUCAUUGUGAAAGACUUGAGCACUUCACUGUCUGUUUGUUUAAUUUGUUCGUCUGUUUUUGUAAUUAUUGUUUUCUAUUUCAAUUCAGAAUGCACCUCUGGAAAUCAAUGCAAAAAAGAUCCAAGAAUGUGAAAAGAGGAUCAAACAACUUACUGAUGAACUUGAAACAAGAAAGCAAAAAGUAGAGGUGAGGCUCAGUGAAUAAAAUAUUAAUUCUAUGAAAAAUUGAAUGGUGUUGUAAUAUACGGCUGGAAUAGAAUCCUUUUGUUAAAAGUUUGGUUUUCUAUGCAGGUUAUGUAAUUUCACCCUUACUUGCAUAACUUACAAAAAGACAAACAAAGAGGAAAUUCCUUUAACCCUUUCACGGCCAGAUUGCUUGAUGCAGUUGUAAGGUGACUCUAACUUUUGAGUCUGUGGACCAAAUUCCAUGAUGUGACCAUUCAAAUCAAAGCUCUGUGCCUGUACUUACACUUGGUGCUAUUUGUUUAGUAUGUAGUUCUAACUUUUGAGUCUGUGGACGAAAUCCUACAAUGUGACCAUUCAAAUGAAAGCUCUCUGCCUGUACUUACACAUGGUGCUAUUUGUUUUUCAAAAUUUCACAAAAUAAAAUUUGGAAAUUUGGUCGAAAUUUGCUUUUGGCUAAAUUUGGCGGUGAAAGGGUUAAGAACACCCUUGUGUAAGUUAAUAAUUUGGUUUGAAGAGGACUUUCCGGGGCGCCUGCUUAUUGGACAAAGGUACAUGAGACGUUAACACUGGCCACGGCAACUGAAUGGGACUUUGUUUUGCACCUGACGAGCUUAAGAGGUUUAUUUAUUUCCUUGUACAUAACAGGGGCUGUCAUUGACUUUCAAUGUUCAUUACACGGAUCAAUUUAGGUUUGCUGGGAAACUGCCCACCUACCCCUCCCCUAAGCCAUCAUUUUGCCCUAAGUGAGAGGUAAGUGUUAAUGUUAGCUUAGGGGAGGGGUAGGUGGGCAGUUUCCCAGAAGCAUAAAUUCAGAUCCGAUCACAAAACUUAACUCUAAAUUCAAAUGCAUCCUUUGUAGGUGCAAUUUUAUUUCAAUAUAGGCCGCAUAAACUAUCUACAUUGUGAUGUAUACACUUCUUGCAUAUACAGUCAUGGUUAUUUGAAUAGUUCUUGUUAGCGUAAUAUUAUUGAUCUGAUUUGGUUCUUCAAGGAAUUAAAGGAGAAAACUAAAAAACUGGAUAGAACAAACAGGGUAAGACAUGGUCCUGUUGUUGUCUUUUACUACGUGCAUCAAAAGUCCCUUUACCAGCUUCGUAUGUUAACGUUGUUUUGUUUCAAUGUUUUUGUAUGAUAUUGUCCUUUCUGUUUGUUUCAGGACCUAAGAAAUCAGCUCCAUGAAAAGGAAAGGGAACAGCUUCAUUCCAGAAGUUCAAUGGAUAGUUCUUUGUCACAGGUGUGAAUUGCCAAAAAAGAUCAACUCCUGUAAUGCUUAGUUCCAGAAAUAUUCACCCCCACUAUGGAAGGGAUUUGUUUUAUAACCCCCCUCCCGUGUGGAAGUCCCAAAUUAGCCUCAUACAUUGCUUUACAUUUCUUUAAGACCCUUCCUCCCCCACUAGAAUUUCCAAUAUGGAUAUUUUUUCUGGAAUUACCGUACACGUUAGUAAAUGGGAGUAGCAGCACGAAACAUAACCAUCUGGGCUUGUUAAGACCCAAAGUCUGCCCUCCAAUCGCGCACAUACCAUGCACGGUUUUCGUUAAGACGCGUAUUGUGUGCUUGAUGGAGCUCGAGUAUGUUCAAUGUACUGUGUCACUCAUCGCUUGUUUUUACUUGCACAGAGUCACAGGGAUGGUUCCAGUUCAAGAGAUAGUGAGGUAUGUAAUGCAUCGUCAGCCCUACAUUCUUCGACAAAAAUAGUUGGGACACUUCCAAUGAACGCUGUUUUUCCCUUGUCGCCCGUCUCCUCUAUCUCCCAAUGUUGUUUAUCGCAGUUGAUACAGCAAAUCAUUUACUGCAACUUUAGGAGGGCAGGAAUUCAGUAUUAAAAGUGUCCGAGUGUCCCAACAAUUUAAAAUGAGACCUGUAGAUAGAUUUAAACUUAAAUAAAACUAAUUUUUGAUAUUGUUUAUUGUCACGAAGUACAACGAAAUUGUUUGUCUGGACGAAUAAGAAGUGGCCGUUGUAAAAUAAGCAAAGAUUCAACUGUAAUUAACUCGUCAUUGAGGUUCAUAUUGGUAUUGUUAGCUAAAAGUGAGAUGGAAUUAUUGAUGUUUUUUUGGUACCUCGAAUUUCUUAGCAAUGUGCAGUGGAUGAGAAUGCAGAUAAAGUUAUUGUUAACAUGGAAAAUAGUUUUGUUUAGCAGCAGUCAAUCGAUGUUUUAUUGUGAAUUAACUCCUAGUUACAAAAGCUGUACACCAAAGUUCAGGAUUUGAAUCAAAGUUUGACAGCAACAAGAGAAGCUGCUCAUACUGCUAAAAGGAAGUGGUACCAGGUAUGUAACCUGUGGGCAAGCUAUCAGCUCAAAGAGAUAUGGAUGGGAAGGUUGACCCCUUUUUUCAACCCUUACAAGUUUGAGGAAAACAUACAAUAAUAUUGUCCCAACACUUCUUUUUAUGGUUGUAUUUUACCAUGACUUUCACAGAGCAAAAACGUAAAGAAAACAAAAAGAAAAAAACAAACAAGCAAACAAAUAACUUGAAAAAUAGUUCUCAAUUGAUUUUCGAAAGUAAUUUAGUGAACUCUUUGGUUCGCUUUUUAACAAAUAAUAUCACUUGCUUAUGCUUGUUUUCCCGCGCUUUUCCAUAGACGGUACACUUUGCAGACAGAUAAAGGAGGCCGACUUCACCUUUUAGGAGUAGUUGUUAGCGGUUAAUUUGUCGUGGAAAAAUAUAACAAUUAAAUUCUGUGCACUUUUGUCUUACCAACAUCAAUUUCAAGUGGCUAAAACAUAGUUUAAACCCAGUGAAGUGUUGCUCUUGAACAUAUGUGUAUUUGAAAUACUUCAGGCUUUCGAGGAACACGCUGAAGUUUUGAAAGCAAGAGAUGCCAUGAUAGCUGCUCUACAAAGCUCUUUGAGCGCUAAGGACAUGGAAUUAGAGGUAAUUUACUAAUCUGCUGUUGUCGUAGACCACAUGUGCUGAUAUUAAUUCUUCCUCUAAUCCUAAUUCAGUCGCAGUAUCAACCGCUUUGUUAGUGUAUGAGGGAUGCAGUAAAGCUUUGACUUUCUUGGGUGCUUCCCAUUUACACGAACUAUCUGGUUAGAAAUCCCCUGCAUAAACAUUUAACGAUUAAUAAUAACCUCGCUGGAGAAGGACUUAGUACAAAUUGUGAUCAAAACAGCUGGAGAAACUAAACGCAAAUAGAGAAAUUGAUCGCUUCAAACGACAGCCCACAUUUUCUUAAACUUCCCAAACGGAACUGUGGAAACCAUCUCGGAUUUUUUAACCGGAAUUUCCGUUUUCCCAUAUAAUUGGUAAGUGAUGUUGUUUCACAUGUUAAUACAGGGAUGCCUUUACUAACAACACUUCUGCGGGAACCUCGCUAGUGACCGUUUAAUAGAAGUGUCUGUUUCACACAGGUUUACGCUGGAUACCAGAGACCCUUCAUGCGCGCUUUUCGGCGACCAUUUAUUUCGUGGCUUCGCUGCUCGUGUCCUCGGCCUUUGGCCGAAGAUAUAUCGAUCAGCAGCCGACCCCGAAACAUCUCGCCGAGUGAGAGAACGAAAAACCUCUGGUACCCAGGGUAAUACGUGUACAGGGCCGAGUUGUUCAAAGCUGAGUUAAGAUAACCCAGGGUUAGUGCGAGAUUUGAAUUCAGAUUUGAAAGCUUAAAAAGCAUUUCAGUUUUAAUUCUUUUUGUCUACAAGGUGAUGAUUGGAAGCUCUAAAAAUAGCAGAGAAAAUUAUCCGAGAAAAUGCUUUUGAACAUAAGAAAAACGAACACGGGUUAAAUUUAACCCCGGGUUAAGCACUAAUCGGCCUUCGAACAACUGGGCCCAGGUUUGUUUCGCAAGUAGUAAGGGAAGAAAAAAAUCGGGCUUACUGAACUGGUCGUCCGCUCAAUAGUAGUUGUCAGCUUACCGCAUGGUACAAACUUAGAAAUUUUCUCCAAUUUUCAUUUAGCCCACUGUACUAGGACUAAAGUAUCAAAGUAGUGUUUUUUGUUGCGUUUCAGAAACUAAUACAGUCGAUGUCCGCCAAGGAAAUCGAGCUUCAGAGGUUAAACAAUGGAAAAUCUCUGCUGGAGAAACGACUGGAUGAACUGAUGAAACAAAAAGAGCGGGAACAAGCUGUAAGUCCACAGUGAAAAUGUCCUUAGUAGUCGAGAUGUAUCUUUGCUCCAAGAAAAAUUUUCAUUUCUUUAAUGAUUAAGAUACUCAUAAACUAUUAAUGGAAAUUAUGUGUAGAAGUUACUUUUUUCCCUAUCAGCGAAGUAAUUCUGUUCGUCCUACGUAUGUUGGGCGCUAUCGAAGAGCUUUAUCGGGGAUAAUACGAGCUCACGAUUGCCCAGCUCUUCACAGUUGGUCUUGAUUAGCAAAGUCCAGACGUUGUAAAUGUCAUCGUUCGAAUCCCAAUGUAGCCUGAUUUUUAAUGGCGGAGAGUUUUCCCAGAUCAUUUUGGCGGUAUCGGAUUCGUUUUGCCGUUAGCCUGUGAACAGGCUCUCUGUUUGGGGAAAGGGUGAAAAAAUUGCGAGCAGGGGGAGGGAAAAGGGUGAGAGUUUACAGUCAACUCUCAUUAUAGCGGACACUGUAGGGACCUCUAGUUAGAGCGAUUUUCGUAUGACCUUGAAAUGAAAACGCGCGAAUAAGACAGAAACAACAAACGAACGAAAAUAGAGCGAUUUGAUUGGUUUAUCGAACGGAUACAAACGCGCGUGGCUUUUGGUUGGUUAAGCCAACGCUCGGAUGAAAAAACUUCAUGCCCGAGAACGUCCUAGAAAUCAAUCGAUACUUCGCUUUGACGUCAUACUGCGACACGAUUGACCAAUCGAUCAAUGCCUUCUCCAUAUUAGGGUUUUCUGUUGAGCCGGAAAACGAAGAGUACAUGUUUUGAUCUUUUCAUCCAUUGGCUGAUAAAACAAAUAACUAGCACUUACCGAAACCAUUUGUGAAGGUCAUACGAAAAUCGCUCUAGUGUCCUCAUUAGCGAGAGUCCGUAAUAGCGGGAGUUUAUUUCAGUCAAACUUCUGUAAUUUAGUUUUUUCCGGUAUUUAGCCACCGUCCGUUAUAGCCAGGUGCCAGUAAGGCAAGGGUUGACUGUACAUGCAGAUGCGUGAAUCCGAUUUAAAAUCGCCCCGGUUUCGUUGCAUGUCCGUGGAUUUUGAAUCCGGAAGCUUAAGUGAUUACUAUGUAUCGUAAUGAAUGUAAGCGUCUGCCAAUCCGAAUAUCCCUAAACGUAAUAAGUCUAAAUACAUUGCUGAAUCCGGAAAAAUCUCAACUAGUGUAAACAUAACCUUGUUCUCCUUCCUGUUUUGUUCUAAACAGGAAUUAUUGGAAAAGCAUAAAGCUCUAUCGCAAGAGCACUAUUCCAAGAUGGAUGCCUUAGAAGAAGCUUAUCAGGUAUUUUAUAAAAGUGGAAAUGAAGAUAUGGAGAAUAAAGUGAAACGUGUUUAUAGAUCCCAAACUACGUGCUGAUGCAUUUUUCUGAUAAUGUAGCGAGUAUCUGUAGAGGCACAAGAACAACUUGAGGCAAAAGACAGAAUCAUUCAGAAGUUGGCAGCGAACAAUAAAGAGAAGGACAACUUACUUGCGGUAAACAGUUAUACAACUUCGGUUAUUUCCUGACAUGCUCUUAUUUUAUACUCAUGCAGUGUGGAAGAGGAAGCAAAAUCAGACCAUUUCCGCUUUACUGACCAUUUUAUGAAUUCUGUUAACCCCUUCACCUGUUUGUAAAUGGAUAUUGUUUGGAAAAAAUUGAUAUUGGUCAUUUUUGGGGAGGGCUAUAUAAUUGUGUUGUAACAAUAAGGUUACUAAAACGUUUUAUUUCUGCUUCGGUAUCUUGGCGAUGUUGAAGGGCAAAUGGUAUUUUAACACAAUCCAAAAUUCCAUUUGAUGAACAUUGUUUUCCUCUGCUUGGAUCCUGGAAACAAGUGUACUUAAAUUGUGUAUCAUUACAGUUGUUCCAAAUACUUUCAAUAACAUUCACUGGUUCUUGUCCUUUAGGACUUCCUGCAGGCUUUGAGGGAGUCUGGUGACGACUCAGGCGUAAAGGUAGAGUUUACCGUUUGGUUAACGUUUUAGUUCAACUUAUCUUGUGUGUUUUGCUCACCGGGUGCUGCUUAUUUUCUAGAGCCCAUCUGAUAAUGAGGAAAAUCUCGUGAAGAAACUAACGAAGUACAUGCAAGAAAAGGAUCGUGCACUGCAGGUGAGUGUGAUUCAAUAUGACCAGAUUCCUCUCUAGAAUGGUCCCUAAAGCUACUCUUUGUAAUUGGCGGAAAUUUCGCGCUAUUUUUUCGACCUUGGGAACUAGAGCCAUUACCAGUCAUGACUUAUUCACACUUGUUUUUUUCGUGUUUCGCACCUUGCCUUAUGUCAUUGAAAAAAUUAUUCGCCCCCUCCCACCACCCCCAAAAAACUUCCAGUGCACGUUUAGCACUGCAGGAAACGUGUUUUAACAUUUUAAAGGACUCUUAUGCUAGUCUAACGUAACUGAUAUCCACAGGUUGCAGCUGAAGAAAAGCAGCGUGCGCUUCAAGGCAAAGAAGCUGAACUUCAACAGCUAAGACAAUCCUUGAGGGAACGCGAUAGGCUGAUUGAAAAAAUUAACUCUGCAGUCCUCGAAUCUGAAGAAAACAAUAAAGUAAGUAUGAGGCUGUUUUUUAUUGAUUUCAUGUACUGAAAACAAUGUAUUCCUUGGUGUAAAAAAUGUUAAAGGAUUCAUCACUCCAACACUUUAGCUUAGGAUCAGUCAAAGCAAUACACAUUUGGUAGCGUCAAGAACUCUACCCUGGGUACCAGAAGUUUUUCUCGCGUGCGGCGGGAAUUUUCGGUGUGACACAUCUUCGGCCGUAGGCCGAAUCCACGAGCGGCAAAGCCUGACUGAAACCGGAAACCGCGCUAGAAAAGUCUCUGACACCCAGGGUACAAGGACUCUGAUAUGAAAAGAAAAAAGGCCUCACUUCCGGUUGACGUGCAUCGCUCAAAAGUCUUUAACCCUUUAGGACCCAAGGGUGAUCAAAGUCAAUUUUCCCCAAACAAUGUCAAUAUAUAAUCAAGGGAAAAUGUUGUGAAAAUUAAUAAAAUGAUCACCUGAUGGGAAAAGCUUUAAUCUACAAACAAAUUCUCUCAACUUAUUCUUUAAGGAAAUGUAUGGAGAUCAGUUUGGAGAAUUUGUAUUUGGAUAUUGGGGCUUAGAGGGUUAAGUUCCCUUUUCUUUUUGCAGCUUUUGGAGAGCACAAACAACGAAAAGAAUGGAGCACUACAGAGAAGAGCAGCCUCAUUAGAGGAUCAGCUAAAAGGACAAAUGGUAAAAGAAUCAAGUAGAUCCUUCUUUUAAUUCUCAAGCGUUUUUGAAACUGGUUGUCUGAUUAAAGUCUUACUUAACAGAGCGAUUUCUUUGUGCAGCUGGUUGUAGCAUGUUCCUCGCGGUCCCUAUCACGUUUAAGUUCGUGCUCAAGCGAAAGUUCAACUUCAAGGUCAAAUUCAACUUUAUUUGAGUAAAUAUUUGUAAAUACACAACACAAAGAGACUGGUCUGCAAGCAGUGAUUUGUUAAUCUGGGCGGAACAGUCACACUAAAACAUUACAGUGACAAUGAUUGAUUAAUAUUUACUAAAUUUACAAAAGGAGACUUAAUUACUGGCACAAAUUUUGGUAGUUUACAUCAGAAGCAUAUAAACCUCUGUUUACAUAACUUAAGAUACCAUUACAAGUUUAGUUUCAUUAAGUAAGUUUGAAUGAAGCAACUUAAGUUCUAUUUGUACGUUUUUAGAGCAGAGGUAAUUUGGGAAAUAUCAAUGUAGUCAUCAUGUUUCUUUUAUGUAUCAACAAGGAAAGACUGGAGUUUCGUUUUGAAGUGUUUUUUGGGGAGAUUUUUUUUUUUGAAGUGUUUUUUUAGGAGUUCUUGUCGAGUUGUGAUAAAAGAAAGUGAAAAUCCGUGCGUGAAAAAUCAUUCUUAUCAGGGACUGUUUAGUCAUAGCGACUCUUUCUGUUUUUAUUUCAGGAAGAUUUUAAGACAAAAGAAGCAAGUUUACAGGAGAAGGAAGUAGUGAUUCAGAAACUUAAAAACAAUUUGAGCAACAGGGAAGGAGAAUUAAAGGUUAGAGAAGCUUCAAAUGCUAAGGAUUUUCUUUUGUAUAACUUUUCCUAAAAAUAUGAUAACCCGUUAUUUGGAAUUAACCUUAAAACUACUUUUUGGUGCUGUUGUUUUCCACGGUAGGAAUUAAAAGACUUUGUGAAGAAUGCUCUAAGCAGCCCGCAAGAGGUACCGGUAGUUUAUCGCAAAAUGUUUUUCGUUUCUACAUUCUUGUUGUAUUUCUACUGUGCUGACCGUUUAUUCUUUGACUUUUGUUAAGGACGAGGGGUUAUCUGAUGAAGCGCACAAAGCUCAGGAAAUCUCUGACUUGCUUAAAGAAAAGGAAAAACUUUUAGAGGUAAAGUGUUUUUGUCCUGAACAAGCGACACCUAUUAAGUAAUUUCGUAAAGCCUAAAGCGAGCCCACUGGCUUUUUUCCUGGUUCGGCUGGUUGUGAACGCUCAAUGAAGUACUGAGUGGCUGGUGCGUUGAGUCAUUCAAAGCUUUUCCUCUGUCGUCGUAUCCUGUUUCCUUACAAACUUUGCACCACCAAGGAAGGUUAUAUCGGCAAAUGCUAGAUUGCCAGUUAUCUCUUAUUUUUCCUCUCCAAGUUACUGGAGUAAAAAACAGCGCGCGUAGUAGGGGGAUUUAGCAACGACGACGGUGACGGCAAGGAGAACGCCAAAAAGCAAUAGGUUUGUUAGGAAAAAUAACAACUUUGCAUGUGCAUAACGCUUUUUUAUACUUUUCUUUGCCGUCACCGCAGGACUACGACGCGAAAAUACCUGAUUUCACGCUUUUAUAUGGAGGACAUAAACAAGCGACGACGAAUUUUUUUUUUUUUCUAAACUUGAGUGCGGUUCCCAAGAAAUCAACUCCAGGAAAAUUCGCCUACAUUUGAUCAAUGUUUUCAGCGAAAAUCAAAUGGAUUAAGCGCGACAAUGUUUCAAAAAACGAGAAUGCAUUCUUUUCAAAGUGACGUUUUCUCUGCCGUCGCCGUCAUCGAUGCUAAAACUCCCAAUUAACAUACACCGGUGGGAACGGCGGCGGGGACGGCAACGCGAACGCCUUGCGUUGGAGCGUGCUCGCCAGGAUUCGCUGGGAUAACUCGAGGGAUAGAGAAAAGGUGGACUGCAAACAGUCUUGAAAAAAGCUACCAUGCAGUAGGGUAAUAGCAAAGCGUCCCGGAGGAGGGGCGAUACUUUUAGUUUCUCCUUGCUAUUUACUUCAGUUCCUUCCCACGCAUUCAUGUCUUUACUUUAUGUUUCUCAGAGAGGAUAUGGUCAUGUUUUCAACGACUUCUCUGGUUUGUUUUCAGGAUAUGUUUCAAGAACGUUCUCGAAUGUCAUCUGCUCAUGAAGCUAACACGCAGAGACUGAUGUCAGCGCUAAGAGAUAAGGAGACUGCUUUGAAGGUCAGAAUAGUAGUAACACUGGGCGGAUUUUCUACUUUUUUUUGCAGCGGCUUCAGUUUUGUACGUCUUCCAUACGAUAACUACUGGUUCCCCUCACAGAGGCCAUUAAAUUCACCUCAUCAACUCAGUUGAUCAAACCAAAUUUAUGUCCCCCCUGACCGACGCGGUAUUGCUGUUUCUGAUGGAACAGAUUGAUUCAUACAGAGUCCGACUUAAACCCAUCACAUUUGCAAACAAGGAACUGAAUAUUCAGUGCACUGAGUCAAAUAAUGACUCUCCAUGAUUAGCUGUUAUAGCUAGACUGCUAUUUAUACUGUCAUAUGUGCCACACACCUUGCAGAAUGUUGGAAGCAGUGAUUUUUUAGCUUUGUAGUAUUUUCCAGCUCACAAAAAUACCUAUCCUAGAUCUGUCAAAUAUUCUUUGAAUGAUCACCGUUAAGGAGUUCCAUUACGUCGUUAUGAGUCAGAAUCACACACACAGGUCAAAGAUGAACUUAAUUUCGUCUGCAGAGACGCAGAUCUUUGUUGUUCAAAUUGACCGAGAGAGAUCCUGGAGGAUUGUGACGAUCAUUUUAACAUUUUUGUUGUAUACUGUACCUACAGGAAGCUUCCAAUGACUUAACACGUGCUCAAACAGAGAAGAACGCAACCAUCCAGAAACUACAGCAACUCUUGAGCAGCAAAGAACACGAAGUACAGGUAGAGUUACUAUAAAAUAAACGUUUUGCAAAAUCUGUUAGAACUGUCGCAAAGAUAAGGAAUUGAAGCACGGGUACAGUUUUUGAAAAAUAAAAGCUUAUAAUAGGUCGAGUUUGUGUUAAGUGCGAGUAGUAUGGUGAAGAUGACGAACACUUACAGUUAGAUGUACUAUGGGAAUGAAGAGAAAAGUCGCAUGUGUUCGAUGAUGACAUCCCAGACAAGAUAAACUCCCCGUUUUCAAAAAUAUCCUGAUAUGUGUGGGCGGAGCUUAAGACGUUUGCCUUUGGAAAUAGUCCUUAUGCACGUUUACGUCAGACGAGCACAUUUCACCAUCAAGUCUCGUUUUGAAAUUGUAAUGUUGUAACGUUUUGCGUAAACGAAUUCUCAAGGCGGUAGAGUUGAAAAGAAUACCCCCGCACAAAGAGUGCACAUGCAAAAAGUUUUGUUUACAAAUGAGGCUUGCUAGUCUGGCGUAAUCGUGCGCAAGGACCAUUCCUACGUUGCAAGUUUGGCUACAGUGAAUAACUUUCCUCUUUUUCGCAAAUACUUACAUAGGAUCUUAAUCUUUCAACAGUCAGUCAGGUGAUGUGUAUUUUUUUUGUUUUUGUUUAGGCUCUUGAAAACAGUAAGGCUUGGGCCUCCCAAGAACAUGACAAGCUCGUUAAUAAGCUGAAGGUGGCUGUACGCGACAAGGAUAAAACCAUUGAGGUGAGUUACUAAGUGUACUAAUGACAACUAGUACUGACCUCGGAUAGCUUUAUUAACGAUGUACUGAUAAUACUAUCUUGUAAGGUAAUGUUAAGUGAGAAAUUCUUUAAAAAUGUUAACAUCGCGCAGAAUGCCUGAACAUCAUGAAUAACUUGUAAUCACAAAAGCUGCCAAACUGAAUGUGGCUUGCUUUGAAAAGCCCAGAAUUAGAAGAGAAAGAGCCCAGAUUGGUCAAGUAGGGCCAGUAAAACACGCUUUUCUUAUUUUCAGAAGUUGUUAUCUAAACGUUCAUGCACGGCUAUGAUGUAUCUAUACUUUUAACGUAAAAUGAAGAAAUUUAAAGGAGAACAAACACUCUCUGGUUUCUUCAAAUGUGCCUGGUAAAGGACGAACUGAUAUCACAAGAGUACCUCAUUUUUCGUUUUGUUUCUAAGGGCUUAGUGGACAGCGGAAAACAGAAAGAUAAAAUGCUGAAAGCACUGCAGGUUAGUUUGAGUCUUUUUUUUCCAGUGAAUGUCAAAAAAUAUAAUUUCAAAACAAUGUUUUAGAGUUGAAACCAACCUGAGCCGCGUAAUGAACAACGUCACUGAAAAGCAUAUCUCGACAGAGUGCAAGGAACUCGUCCGGGGCUACCGACACUCUGAGAUGCAUCUUAAGAACUAUUCCCGACUCGUGACCUUUCGGGUUGGCCGAGUAGCCUCUAGAAAGUUGGCUGCACUGGAAUCACUUAACCAAAAGCUGAAACAGUGUGUACCAUGAACUUUGUGAAGAGCUCCACGGGAAAGUGUUCUUAAAGUAAACAACUUUCUUCUUAAUGGUCACAAUUGAGGAGUACAAACAAUGAAGUCGGCAGCAUUUACGUUUGGUACUUCCGAAAGAUCAGGCGUCGAUUUUUCAAACGUUGGACAGCGCUAUCCCCCGGAUAAAUCACUCUCCACUGGAUAAUAAUUAGGGAAAGCAAGUGCGCUAUCAUCUGGAUAGUGAUUUAUUCAGUGGAUAGCAUUAUCCACCUUUUUGAAAAGCUGGGGCCUGACAAGCAAGUCUUGCUAGCUAGUCUGAUAACACCAGUGUCCAGUCGAGUAACUACCUUGAUUUUUGUUGUUGUUGUUGUCGUUGUCACGGUUGCAAUUCUGUUGCAAUCCUUUUGCCACUCAAUUUACUUUAAAACGUUUAUUUGUCUCUUUUUUAGGAUUCUGUGAAAAGUCCGUCCAAAUUUCCAAGCCCCGCUGAAGUGGUAAAAAAUACUUUUAACUUCAUGAUGAACUUGAGUUAAAAAUGGAUCGUCUGGACUAAUGUUUUUUUAGGGAGCGUACAAUUUUUAACAGUGGUUUCCCUCUCGGCUUCCGAAAUCCUCAGUUCUUCGUGAUAAUGAAUAGUCUGCGUGCCAGGCUUUGAAAGGGAGCAAUACCAUGUUAUCGUGGAUUCAUAGUUUCUUUUCUUUUGUUCGAAUCUUUUUCUUAUAUAUCACCAUAUUUACGAACAACAGCACACAAAAUUUAAACCAAGGAUAGAAUUGAAAUUAUGACGUGCAUAAAGUGUUUUUUAGUGAAAUCAAGUAAACGAACUUCCAGUGGUCUGUUAUGAAGGUCAAACUGUAGGAUAUUUUCUUUCGGAAACAAGUCUGGUUGACGCGAAGAGAAUGCCUUGCAUACAUAGUCUAAUUUACGAGUACAAUACGCGGAGUAGUGCCAUGGGUUGUGACCAAAAGUUGUUUGUAUACUGAUCAUGCGUCAAGUGGUCGCUUACCAGAGGUUAAAAAAAAGCAAAUUAUAAAACCGCCAUCCAAGAAGUGGUCACCGGAGUCACUUAUUAGAGAUGUUCGUUUACAGCACUUGACUUUAACUGGAAAAAUCUUUCUUUUGGGUGGGUGGUCGGUUUUGGGAGGUGGUCGCGUAGUGAUGUUGGUCUGUAACGAAUUUUUUGGCUCUGCUGCAUCUUUCCUUGAAAAGAAAGUCGUACUACAUAUGUUUAUCUUUCAGGCGGAACUCAGAAGAAACAUCGGUUUACUGCAAGCUGAACUACAAAAGAAAGACGGUAUGUUAGCUGUUCACCGAGAAUUACACUUAGCUUACAUUUUGUAAUGUGAUGUGACAAAUGGUGAGGGAAACGAUCGGCUAACAGUGAAACUCGCGUGUUGUAGCCGGAAGGCUUCUUUGCACACCGCACUCUUUUGUUUUGGUUCUGUACUUGUGUGCUGGUGAGAGUUUAUUAACCGCUUUGAGUUUUGGACAGCGAUCAACGCAGAUGGCAGAUGAUGGUCACCCUACUAGUCUUGCUUUCUUGUUAUUUUGGUUGACAAACUACUAUAUAUAUUUUUUAUGACACGUUAUUUGUAAUUUACAUUACAAAUAAACCUUGUUGUUGUUGUUCACAAGGAAAACAGCUAAACAACAGAUUAUAGAGACAUGGUGCGUUAAACAAACAGACUACAAUGUUUCCCUAAUGUACUGAUACAGCAUGGCACACUCUUUUUUUAUUUUUGUCCAACUCCCUUAGAAUUCUCAAGUUUAUUUCACCACUAAUAAUGGUUGGUAUAAUAUGCUGUAAUUUUCUCAGAGUCCUUAAAGAAGCUGGAAUCAGACUACAGAAACAACUUGAGGAAACUACAGGGCGAAGAUGAGCAGGUUAAUCUUAAAUUUCCCAUACAUUUUAUUAUUUGAUGAACGCCUGACUAAAAUGAUAAGAGAGAUUAGAAAAUGGCCAGUAACGUGGGCGUUUACGUUACGUUACGUUCGCUGUUUACGCAACGUGUUUCGCCAAGCUUCCAGAACUUUGCAUAAAGAAAUCACGAAAUUCAUGGCAAGCGUGGGAAUAAAUGAAAACAGUCAAGGUACAGGGAGAGAUGUCAGUGUUUAGCGCAAAACGGUAGCUUGAGUCCUCUGUGAGUGUCUGUCAUAAUUGGUUUGGUCGGUGAUUAUUGCUAUAGUUUCAAAUGUUAUGUAAUCGAUAAAAAGGUGGAGUAGCCUGAACUAGCCUGCACGUUAAAGAAUGUCGUGGCAUUUUACUUUUUCAGAUUGCUGGAACUGAUUUGGUUCGUUUAUGUUUCAUUAACUGUAAUUUUGUUUUAAAUUUUUAGGUUUCGUUAAGGUCUUUUAAUGAAGUCGUUUGUUUCUUUUUCAGAAGAAGAUGAAAUUCGAGAAUCUCCAGCAGGAAAUACAAACAAGAGAUGCACUUAUGAAACAAGCUCAGUGCGUAUAAAUUUGUUAUCCAGCGUAACUAAGUUGCUUAAUCUGUUCAUUCUAAAGGCCUUUCUCUCCUAACUCCUCUCCCCUCAAAACUGGGAGUUGCAGAUACGGAGGAUUGGGGGAAAAUAACAGCCGCUCUCAGCCUCCGUUAAUUCCAAUUUUUUCUCGAGGAGGAAGGCAGUUGGUAGCGUGAAUCAACUCCAUUCAAUUUACGAAAUGAUUAAUUUCCCAUUUCAAGUUGAAUAUACGUAUAUACUGUAUACCUAUCUUGGGAAAAGGCUUUCGACCCAAGAAUUUGUUUAAUGUUAUAAUGGCACCCGUCAUAUUUCGUUUCAGGGCCGCUAAUGAAAAUCUUCGUUCAAGAUUACAGAAUCUGCCCAACUUAGAGGUAUCCAUUGUCCUUGUAUUUAAUUAGUCUCUUGUUCAUACGUGUUCCUAAGAACUACGUUGUAAUGAUUUUUUUUAAUCGACAAUUCAUCAAAAAGUAAGGAUUAAUUUGGCUUGGCAUAGCUUUGUACUCUGGUGUAAGUAUAACUAUGCGUUUCUUUUUCUCCUCCUUUUUUUCAGGAGCUUAAACAGAAGUUUGCUGAACAAACGCAGGUAAAUAAACGUCUUCCAUUACUUUCAUGUUUUUUUGAACUAGUUCUCAAGAGUGUUUUACUUUCCUUCUGGCAUCAGGCUUUGGCGGAAGCACAAAAAAGUAAAGAACAAGCGCUUGUAGAAUCGGUGAGUUAAAUAAUUACAUUUACGUUCUGUAAACCAAUUUUAUCACGUUGACCAAUCACAACAGUCUUAGACAGACCAAUGAACCAAUCAGAACGAAGGGAUAUGUAUAGCUGGCGCCCAGCGCGCAAAAACACAUUUGACAAGCCAGCGUGGGUUACUCUCGCCAGUGGCCUCCUCCUCUCUCUUUCUUUCUCUCUUUGUAUCUUUGUAGCCGGAGAAUAUUACCUCAGACCAAGAACUCGUACGUCUACCUUUGAAAGGGCUAUCCUUCGUAGGGAAUACCACCCUUUAUAUUUCUUAGUUGUCGUGCUUAUACUACUACAUGAGGAAUUUCUGCAAUUUGAUUGGCUUAGCGCAGGGUAACUGAAAACCUGUUUUUGAAAAUCCAAAGAAAUAAUCAAAUAAUAGCAUGAUGUGGUGGUCCUUUGGCAUAAAUACCACUCGUGAUAUUUCAAAAUUCUUUUUUAAAAUUUCGUGAAAUAUGUAUAUUUUGUGUUUUUUUAUGCAAAAUGAUAAAAAAUUACAAUAAACAAUAAAGGGGAACUGAAAACUAUUUUUCUGCGAAGAAAUAAUCAAAGGUGGUCCUAUACACAAGUCGCUUCUUUUUUAAAAUUUAAUAUGUAUAUUUUGUGUUUUUUGGCAAAAUGAUAAUAAAACAAUAAACAAUAAAGGAAGGUGGAUUUGGUUGAAGAGUUGAGAGUUGAGAUAAAUGUGAGUGUGUAGAUUUGGGAGGGGGGAAGUAAUUAUUUUCUAUUUUGUUUUUUGGUUUAUCAAAAUUAAUCUGUUUGCAGGCUGCACUUAAGAAAUCAAACUUGGAGUUAGAAUCAGAGCUGAUGGUUAAAUUGAACAACAUUGAAAUGAUGAACGAGGCUGCUGAGAUGAAGGAUAAAAUUAUUAAGGUGACCAUGGAGAUAAAAGUACCUUAUCUACACCCAGUAAUGCGAUGGUACUUAAACAUUCUAGCUUCCUAGUUUUGUGAAAUCGGCGCCCAUCGCAGUCUAGUUUUCUCGUGUUGAGGCUCAAGUGGCUCUCUAAACCUUUGGAUUCUGAAGACGAAAAUGUAUUAAACCGUUUGUAAAUUUACUCUUCCCAUUCCAUGUAAGUGACAAGGUGAUAUGACCCCUUUUCUAGUAUAAUAUGAGAAGACAAAAUGCAAUUGAUCACUGCCUAACGUAAAUAUCCAGUGAGGCAGUUAACUGUUGUUAAAUGAGGCAGGGUGUUAAACACAGUAAGCUCAACGUUACAAGUUCCAGAUCAAUUUAGGUUCCUGGGGAAUUGCCCACCCACCCCUCCCCUAAGCCAUCAUUUUGCCCUAAGUGAGAAGGGGUUGGUGGGCAGUUUCCUAGACACCUAAAUUGAUCCUAAGUUCCCUGAAGGCCCCAACUCUUCUAUGGUAACCGUUUUUGUAAAGAACGAAAGCUCAAAUGUUAAGCACUGAACUUUAGUUUGUUCUUUACAGGAGAUGCAAGACGAUCAACAGAAGCAGCUGAAGGACAUGAAAGAAAAUAUUGGUUAUUACCAGAAAAAAGCUCAAGAACUUGAGGUAAGAUGCAAAGAACGGUAUAAUACCUAUAUGUGCACCUUGUAUGGUAUUAAUGUAUACUGUCAUGUUAUCAAUAUCGAAUCGAUAUCUCCAAUAUCGUCUCAACAGUAUCCGCCUUCUACCUCCUUGUUAUUUUAUUUUACAUUAGUUUGUUACAGUUACAAUUAAAUGUUAGUGUCGCCAGGAGUAUUAUUAUACAUGGGCGCUUAACAGUUGCGAAUUUUGAGUAGAAUUUUUCAAAGCAUGCAAGAAUUGUUGUUGGAAAAUACUUCCAUCAGCUGAAGUUUAAUAAUAGUGGUUCUGUUCUGUGAUGUUUUACAUUUGCGGAUGGUAAAGAGACAAAAAUUGGUGUAGGUAGCUAAGUGAUUGGAUGGCCCUCUUGUUACCGUUGCGGGAGUCUGUUGAGUUGGCAUCAACCUCAUCUUUAAUGCCGUUUGAUGCCGCAAAUGAUGUUAAGUAACUAGUGGUUUUAUAUGUGGUUGUUUUAAGAGUUAUUACUCUUUGGGACUUUUGCUAAUUUUCAAAUCGAUCGUUACAGUCCUCAUGUAAUUUGCUGAAACAGCAACUUGCGGAGACGGAAGAUCUGAAAAAUUCCGUAGAACAACAGCUGGAAAGCUACAAGAGAAGACUUGAUAAUCAGGUACAUUUCCUUUUAAAUUCUAAUGUUAAGUGUGUCCCAAUUUACUAUAUUAACUAUAAACCAGCUAAAAAGUCACAUUUUCCUUUAGUUUACAUGGAAUUAAUAACCCAUUGUGUUUUAAAAAAGUUUUUCCGUUGAAAUGACAGGCACAAAAAAUUGACAAAAAAUGAUGGAAAAUAUGAAAUAUAUGAUACUGAAAGAGACGGAUUGAAAGGCUUGAAUCUUUCACCAGGUCAAUAGCGGUAAUGUUGUUACCAGAAAUCCAGUUUGAUUGACGUACUUUCUUUAAAAUUUACUUUACUGUGGCCAGGCUUCUUACAGAGAUGAGGAAGUCAACUUACUCCGCCAGGAAGUAAACAGUCUUAAAGCCAGGCUGCAGAUGACUGGGUCACCUCGCCGGGAGAGUCCCGGAGUGGGGGUUGGGACUGAAGAGCAGGUAGGCUUGCGUGAUAAAAAUGUUCCUUGCCGGUAUUUUUCUCAUAGAAUUCCUUCUUGUAAGGUUUUGUCCAAAAUUAAACACAUGUGUUUAUUUUGCAACUCCUUUGUUUUCUUCGGAUCUUUUUGCUUCUCAAGCAGGUGAAAAAGUGUGAGGGAAGGGAGAAAAGGGUUGGGCAUUCUUUUUAUGGGGUCAUCUCUUUUACAACUGAAGGUUUAUUUAAUUAGGUUCUCUUAUUUGUAGCCAUCAAAAGUGCCUCCAUAGCGGAUUUGUGUUGCUUCUUCUCCUUUUAAUUGUUUGAAAUGAACGUUUUGAAACCAAAACCUUCGUAAUAUUCCUGAUUUCCCUUAAGCCUCUGUUUUAAAACAACAACCAAUGUGAAGCAUUUCUUUUGAAAUGUUAUUCCAGAAGGUUUUACACGUGUCCUCAUUUUGAAAGUGAGGUUCCUUGGAACUUGGAAAUAGCCUAAACCAAUCACAAGAGUUCCAGGUGAACCAAUGAACCAGUACUCAUUGGAAGUGUGUGUAGCCGACGCUAAGCGCGGGAAAAUCACGUUUGGUUUGAGUUUCAAUCUUGAUUGGUUGAGAAAGUCGCGUGAGAUUUUUUAGCCAAUCACAAUUGUUUAAUUUAUAACCGUUGUGUCUUGUUAGAAUUCUGGUGUUCUUCAACUACAGCAGUUACUGGAAGCUCAGGUCUCCGAGACAAAACGUCUCAACGACAUCCUGGAUAAUGAGCGUGUGUUGUACAGCAGCUUGAUGCAGGUGGCUCAGGGCGCACAGCAUGCUGGGCAAACCAGGUGCAGUCACUACGAUGAUGUAAAAUACAUUGAUGAUAUUUUAAAACUAGCGACAAGUGCGAUGACGGGAAAACCGCUUUCUCCUUUUCACACAUCGUCUACAAUCUUAUUUUCUGUUGUGACGUGUACUCAUAAUGCCUCAUUUUAAUGCGCAGCUCGAUAAUUUACAAAUCAGCACAAGUCGUCAGGUAAAACACCACUGAAGAUUUGAGCGGCCAAACUUAAAUAAGGCUCUUUCUUCUUGAAACGGUACAGGCAGACGUCAUUAAAUUAGAAACUCCACUGGCCGCAUUUAACUAUACCACCUUAACUUUUUUUCACUGCUUUUACAUCAUCCUAAAGAGUUAAUGUUGUAAUUUUUCUUUAAGACACGACAUGAAAAUCAACGACGAAAUGCAGGCACUGAAAUCUCUUCGCGCAAAGUUUGAAGAAGGAAUCCGCCAGAAUGACUCACUUAGAGCUCAACUUCACGAUAAACUUGCUUCCGCGAAAAUUGCAAGCCCACUUGCAGCAUCUCCUUAUGACGCCGCAUAUCAAAGGGAAAUCCAAGAACUGAAGUCGAGGCUUGAUGACAGUGAACGCUGGAAUGCAUCAUUACAGGCUCGUUUAAACGAGUUACAAUCGCGGCAUAGUGGCGUGGGGCGAGACAACCUGGACACAAGGUCGAGUUCACUGUCAAAUGUUCAGAAACUUGAACAGGUAAGAAAAGCGUGCGUAGUUCGAGUCUGCUUUCAUUCUGAAUUCUCGAAAGGCCUACGUCGUUAUUUUAAGUCUCUUUUUAUGUGCUGACGUAGUGCAAGCAAUAACUCUUAUAAUUUCGGUCGCAGCAGCAUUUUGGGUUUCCAGGCCAAAAAAAUUUAAAAAAUAAACGCAAAGUCUAAUUACUAAACUGAAUUUGGUAGUGCAAAUUUCAAACUUAACAUCCGAACGAAUGUACUUUCCAUUUGCGUUUGUGUACCUGCCUCAUCUUUGAACGUAAACAUGGUUAGAUCCAGUCUAUCUCUGUGAGUAUAGGUUUUAAAACAUAAAAAGACAAGUAAAAAAGAAAUGUAUGGAGCCGUUCAAGAGGUGCCUGUGGUGAUUUGACUGGCGCAAUUGGAACACUCCAAUUUCGAGUUUCACAUUUUGGACUUCUCUUUAUCGCUCGCGCAGACUGUCUUUGCUUUGUAAAUAAUAUAAAAAAAGAACUUUGUUUUUGCUGUUUAGGAAGCUGUGUUAGUUUGUACUGAUCUCGUUUAUUUCUAACGUACUAUGUUUGGUUUUCUUAGCAAAUGGAAAAACUAAAGGAACAACUCAAACAGAGCGGUCAGCUUAAUAUCAGGCUGAGGAAUCAACUAAAUGAAAUGGAUGCUUUAAAUACGCAGACACUGACAGAUAAAGACAACAGAAUUAGAGAAUUAACUGAACAAGUAGACACUCUACAAACACAGUUGGAAAACACAACGCGAACAUUUAGCGAGCUGGAGAAAAGGCUUACUGACGCGAACACUAAAUUAGAAUUUUACGCUUCGAGUUUGAACGGCAGUAACUACGACGCACUUCUUGAACGGGAACAAGAGUUGGAACUGAUGAAACAAGAGCUGGACGAGUUAAGGCGCCUUCAAGGCAAUAAUAACCGUAUUGCCUCAGAUAUGGGGGCACAGACUUCUCCGUCUAGGGAUUGGGCACAAGCGUCCAUUGAAAAACUUCGGGAACUGGAACAGAAAUUAGAAGAGAGUCGUCAAACGAAUGAACAGUAUAAGAAUAUUUUGACUGAGAAGGAGAUGGAAUUUCGUCAGUUGAAGGAACAGGUAAGUAGAAAGAUUAUACAUGUUGUUUAGUUCUUUUAAAAAGCUUUGUCGCUUUUGUUUAUUUUGGAGCCAAGUUUUGUUUUUCUAAUUUCAUCUCAGCUUGUCUGUCCUGUUCUCGAGUUGUGAAUCUUUCAGUGACUAGCAUUUGCAGUGAAAUUCAACUGUGAUAUCACGACACAACGAAAAUGAUUUCCAAGUAUUUCUGUCCGGAUCUUCGCCAGAGGAACUCACAAUGCUAUAUUUUUUGACCAAAAGUCCUGAUUUGUAUAUAUUUCUACCAGCCCCGCCAAACAAACUUUCAUUCAACUGCGCUGUAGCCACUGAUUUACGCAAUGUAUAAUUGCAUCCACUGGAAGAAUUACCUUUUAGCAGUCAUUGUUAACAGUUUGUGAGUAAAUAAACUCAACGCGUUGGUCGCUAUGCAGCAAGAGUCCGUCACUCGUUGAUCCUACAAAAUAAUUCACAUAAAUCACACUUACUUGGUCUGCUUCGGGUUACCGAGUUUGUUUGGAAUUUGGCGUCAUUUUUGAGAAUAAAAAUUAGUGGGGAAAAAAACAACAACAACAACUUGAUGUCGCCAUUUCGUCAUUGUCAAGUGAUAAAAUAUUAUUAAUAAAGAAGCAGAAGACUAAGCGAGUGUCCAUCCGCACAAAACAGUUUGAAUGUUUAGAAAUUAAACGUAUUGAUUGUUUUAUUUUGUCACCACCUCACACCGUAUAUAACAAGUCAGUUCGAAUUUUAAUUUUGUCAUUUGAUAAUGAUGUCAAGGCGACAUCGAAACCUUUUUUUUUUUUUUGCUAAUUUGCAUUCUCAAAUGCGUAACUAAAUUUAAUCAAAAUUCAGUUAUUUUUGUCGUAAUGACAAUUUCGGGGUUUUAACUUUAAUCGAAAUCCAUGUUUGGUGUAGGAUGUUUUAUAUUUGACGUACUUUCAACGCAAAGUUUCAUUUAGAUUUCCUUAAUUUUGUAUGCGCAUUUGCAUUUUUCGAUAUUAUUGUUCUUGCUUUGUUUGGUUUUAGCACAGUAUGUCUAAGAUUGCUUUAACGUAAUUAACACGCUUGUUGUUCUUGUGACAAGUUUUAAAACAAAGACAACAAGACUGUCUCGAUUCAAUUGUAUGAUUUUUGUUCUUUUCUCAGUCCGUAUCAAAAAUGCUAAAUAGAAGAAAUAGCAAUGAAUGUUAUUGAUGCAAAAACAAAUGAACGCUAACAAGGAAGUGUGGACAAAAAUCGGAAUUCUCUUUUUGCCUCUAUUUUAAAAACCGUUUCAGCGUUGUUAGGCAUUAUGUCUUUGAAAACUGACUUAUUUACAUCAGUCGAAAAUGUAAGGCCAGCUGUGUCCACACGAGUUCGUUUAAGACUUCAAACCGGUUCAAACUUCUGCUUUAUCACUGCUCACAACAGAACGAUAUCUAUCGGGUUACAAGAUCGCUUUUCUCGUUUCCGUAUAGACCAAAACGUAUGUGCGAACGUUCAAAGCUGCAAAUAAUUUUUCUUUCUUCAAAGGACAUAUGUCCGGAAAAUCAACUAUUUUGUGGGACAUAAAAUCAAUCAAGGACGCAUCAGGUGUCUUUAGAGAAAAUUGCACAUAAUAGACGCCCGGUAUGCAGGUAUUCUGAUUACUGUCUUAUUUUCACUGCCGUGUCAAUGUGUACCACGUUUUCCUUGAGUUUUCGUUUACCAUUUACCAUAUUUACUCUGAAGUAGGAAGUUUCACAUCAGUUAUAUCUAUACAGUGAAACCCCGCCUUACAACCACCUCGGUAAUUCUCUAUUUUCCAAUUGCCCAUAAUACACUCUGUUUGCCCCCCAAAUUCUGCAUAAACCAUUGUUUUUAAAUGCUCCUGGGAGUAUUGCAUUUUCCCAAGAGCAUUUUAAGACAGUAAGUUAUGCAAAAUUUGGGGGGUAAACAGAGUGUAUUAUGGGCAAUUGGAAAAUAGUCAAUACGGUCACCUCGUUAUUACGGCCACUUUUGUGGGGCCGCCUGUCAAAAACCGCCAUACAUUUUCUUUUAAAAAAAAACCCUUGUUAAUACGGCCAAAUUUUUUUGGUCCAUUGGUGACCGUAUUAACGGGGUUCCACUGUACAAGAAUUAUAUUGGACAGUUUUUAUCUGCUUGUUUUUUAGGUAUUUUCACACUAUAACGGAAGGGUUUUGCGCUGCCACGAAAACCAUACCAGAUUGCUAGGUUUUCUGUUCACACAUAAAAACGGUGAUUUCGGCGCGAUUUCUGUAACGGAGCGACGCUGCACCGAGCCGUGCCGGUCUUAAAAGUGGGGCGCACAUAACGGAUAGGUUCUGUACCUCACUUUGGAACAGUGUGAUUAGGUAUUCGGAUUAACGGAAGUAAAUGACCGGGAGCGAGGACUAGAAUCCACUAAGACAGUAGUAAAUAUUCAGGAGUGAGGACUGGGAUUUAGUUCACCAUACCCUCUCGACCAACCGCUCCCAAUCAUGAUUUCUUUUCGUCAGCUUAGCCAGCCCUUGAAAUGCAUAUUAUGGUUUACUAAUCAAAUAUGAUUAAGUGAUAAUUAAACCGUUUUGUUUCAUAGGAGGCAGCAAGGGCGAAACAGAUACCUGAGGCAAAAUCACGCGAAAUGACAGAACUUCAGAAACUUCGUAAGGAGUAUGAAUUAGGAAUUAAAACAAAUGAAGAAUUAAAAAGACUUUUGGAGAGCGAACGGGACAAACUCCACGACAGGUCACGAUCAUCUGAUGGAAUGUUUGAACUACGACUGCAGCUCGACGAGUCUUUGCAGCGCAAUGAUGAACUUCAACGACAGUUGAACGAAAGUGCUCGAUCCGAGGACGAAGUUAACCGACUGCGGAACGAACUUCUGAAUGCGACGCAAAUGAAUGAUUCGCUGGGUUCGCGUAUUCGAGAGAUGAACGAGUCCAUCUCAAAGAUGAAGGGCGUAAGAACAGAGGCUAUGAAGUUACAAAAAGAGUUACAAGACGCUCGGCGUUUGAAUAAAACGCUGACAGAUCAGCUAAAGGAGACGAGAAAAUCAGCGGAGGAUGUGUCAAGACUACAGCGCGAUCUAAGAGAGGCGAAAAUGAUGAAUGAACAACUAGGAAAACAAUUGGCGGAUCUUCUCAGUCAUUCAGCAACGAUGAAAAACGAGAUUGAAAAGUAAGAAUUGUUUGUUUCGUUUUGCUUUUUGCUUUGCUGUUAUUGACACUGGGGCAGAGGUAAUUUGUCGUAAAGAUCAGUUGCCUGACUGUAGUGUGGUCAAAAUUGUACUAACAUUGAAUAGCAAGUAUCUUUAGUCUAACCACCCCACCCCCCCCUCCCACAGUCCUGCGGAAAAUGUCAUUGCAUUCCCUUGAUGAAAAGAGCUUGGGAAAAUAUGACUUAUAAACCACAGUCAUUAUUAAAAAUAAUUGUUCAAGUAUACUGCCAUUAGCUUAAGUAAUCAACAGGUGGAAAUGUGUCAACUCAUAACCAUUUCCUUCAAAGCCAUCUUCAAGCGAAAGACCUGUUUUAGAGCAGUGUCCACUAGUAUAUGCAUUUGAGUGUCAGUUCUCCAUUUCACACUGCAAUAAUACUCCUUGUUUACCCUAAUCAGUCAAAGUGACCCCCCAAGUUUUCCGGACCAAACCUCUCUGAUUUUAUAUUGUGCAAAUACGAAACUGAUUGAAAACCAUUCCCUUAGCAACACACAGUUUUCGUUCCCACUCGAUUUUGCGUUAACAGGCUACCACAGACGGUAAUAUCUCCCACACAGAUUUUGUAUCUGUAUGGAAGGCUAGGUUCCGUGCAAGGAAAGUAGUGUCCGAUAGCCCGUUGCUAGUGGAUUUUGCUAUCGGGCUAGUGAAUUCUGUUUUUAACUUUUCCGACGGGCAAGUGAUGUUUUUUGAGGAAUUCAAAUAACAGAAGAACUGUGAAAUCAAUUCUGCUAGGCUGGUCAAAACGCUUUUGUGGGCUAGUUGAAAUGACGUCUGGGAUAGUAAAUGCUAGCUUCAGCUUGCCCGAUUGGCAAGCUAUAAAAAUAAUUUUCUUUGCACCCUGCGUAUGUGAUAAAUUGUGCUUUUAUUAUUUAGAUUACAACACGAACUUGAGGAGAAGGAUAAAGUACUCGAAACUUUGGAGCUCAGACUUCAGUCCAAAGGGGAGAUGCAGUCAGUAGCUUUGUCACCAAUCUCUUUCAAGUCAUCCACCAGUCCCUCAGCGUCCAGACGAUAUGUAGAAACACAAACUAGUCCUGGAUUACACGCUAAGAGCCCAUUACACGUAAGUCUGCCUUUCGAUCCCAGACACUCAUCUCUUCGAGUCUUGCAGCAAGGAACAUAAGAGAGUAUCAAUUUAGGUUUCUGGGAAACUACCCACCUACCCCUCCCCUAAGCCAUCAUUUUGCCCUAAGUGAGAAGUAGGUGUUAAUAUUAGCUUAGGGGAGAGGUAGGUGGGCAGUUUCCUAGCAACCUAAAUUGACCCGUGGCAAGGCUGCUGCCUAAGAAAAAUUUUAGGGAGCCCUUCGGGCUCCUAAAGUUUAAAGUUAGGAGCCCGAGCCACAUUGUUAGGAGCCCAGUUUGAAAUCCAUGUAUUGUUUUUCCAAGAUCAUUACAUAGGUUAUAGAGGUUCUUGCACACUUUAAUAAGAAUUCGCCGGGCCUAAUAAAUAACACGUAAACAAGAAUUAACCGAAUUAUUUACUUUCAUUUAUUAAUUUAUUCAAUUAACUUCCACAUCUGUUGUGUUCAAUGUGACCUAGAAGAGCCUUCAAAGAAUUUUCUAAAAUGUAACAAUUAAACUGCUUCUUACCUUUCUUAUACACAUUCAUGAGCCGGAAAAAUAUUUGAGGGGCAAAUAUUUGUUUGUCCAGUCGAUAGCACGCAAGAUAGCUUCCCAUUCUCGCCACAAAAAAGUUAUCAAAUCGACGAAAACCCAAGCAAACGAUGAACUGCACGAAUGUCAACAUAGGCAACAAACAGCCCAUAAUUUUGCUAUUCCAUAUUUGGAAGUCAAAUCUCAGACCCAGUCUUCAACUGCCAUCCGGACUCGGAAACGAUGGCUUCGUUCGUUUCGACAAAGCUUCACAGUUGAACACGUUAGGUUUACAUAAUUUACGGUUUAUUUGUGGAAAUUUUAUACUGCCUAAUCGCAUCAUCGCUAACCAUAUCAACAGUUCCACUGUUUAAAGUCCUACUCCAGCUAAAGGAAUAUAAUGUACAAGGAGGUUAAGUCUAAUGCCGUGUGUUAAGUCAGGCGCCCGCGCGGGCUCCUUGUACCGAAAUUUGGUCGCCCAUGCUCUUACCUUGGGCGCCUCUGGCGACCGGGCGCCCGUUAGGCAGCAGCCUUGCGUGGAAGCUCUCCUAACGGACCCUCUCGUAAGCGGACAGCUCUACUUACAGCCGCCUUCACAAAACCCCGUUUUACUCACCUCCCAUGCAAACUCUGUAUUUUUACAUUCCCCUAAGCGGCCAGCUCCAGUUAUGGACAUCUUUUUUCGCGUCCCGAGGGUGUCCCGAGGGUGUCCGCUCACGGGAGCUUCCAUUGUAGUAAAUUUAUUCUUUCUGAAAAUUUUUGCGUGUGAAAAAAUUUCCUCGCAACCACUAUUGGUAGUUUGAGUCUAGAACUCGGUUUAUUUCAGGCAGAAAAAAAUUAGUUUUGAUUUACCGCUACCUAGCAACGUUGGUUACAUCGUGCUCGGUAUGCUACUGUUAUCUUCUUUUUGUAACAAGAAACUCCUCAGUCACAUAAAUGUACAGUCAACUGUCGCUCUAAGACGGAAGAUAGCUUUUAAAUGGCUGAACCAAUUACGAUGAACGAAUGUGGUUGACUGCCCCAAUUACGGAUAUAAAAGCAUCGGAUCAUCAUCUCCAAGAAAUUUUCAGUUUCCGAAUUUUUUUUUACUAUUAGAUGAUACAAUUAACCUGCGCCACAGACAACACCAAACCUCCAGAUAAGUCCGUCCACGAGCCAGCGCCGAAAUCCUUGUUCUUGGGCCCCCACCUGUGUAUCAGUGUUUGAGUAUGCGCCAUAAUUGGCCUGUUGUCAUUGUCCAUUGGGGGCCCAGAAGAAGGAUCUAGGCGCUUCUUCGCAGACCUUACUGGUCGGGCUUAGAGUAAGUCUGCGACACAGGCAAGGUACAAUAUACUCAAUGUGUUAAAAAGAAAGAAUCAAUUUAAAUUUCUCCUUGAGUUAGCUCUUCCAGUUACCCCUUUAUUUUAUUAGGUUUCGAUUUCAUCGUCACCGGAAGCGACAGAAAAGCUUCACCAGAUGAACAGAAUGCUCCUUGGGGAGAACCAGCUGCUGAGGAGUAAACUAAAAGACACAGAAAAACUGAACGAUACUCUAAGGAACGAAAACAAUAUGUUCUCUAGACUGCACAACCAGUCGACACAAGACACCGGUCACCAAUCAACAGACGACUUGUUGGCCGGAUUUGUGGCUGAAAUGAGAGAAUUGCGCCUGCGUCUAGAGGACAGUAUUCGUACCAAUGACGCGUUGCGGGCUCAGCUGGAGAAGCGGUUGUUGUCUGAGGGGGGUGGGGAGGCGGAAGGUACUGGAAGUGGCCCUGAUAGGAUUAUUCUCAUUCGGGAAAAUGACACGCUGCGGACUGAAAUUUUGGAAAAAGAUCGCGUUAAUGAGAAGUUACGGAGAACCAUCGAGGGAUUAAAGCAAGAGAAAACCAGGUGAGCAAGAAAGGUCGAUCACUGUCUUAAAAACUAUACCAAAGUAAUUUGGCCAAUCACCGUCAAGCGUGAAUAAUCCGCAGUCGACCAAUCAGAAUUCAAAGACAGAACGUGUUACCAUUGCUAAAAAGAGCAAAAGAAUAGCAGGAGAACUUGUAGUGUGAUGUGUUAAGUGUUUCUGAUUGGCCACUGCUUGAAAUGUAAUUCGCCACGUUAGAAACGAGAGGGAAACUGGGCCGAGUUAACUUUUUUGCGCAAAGACUCCUGGGACUGUUACUAGGGACUGGAAAAAAAAUUGGCCAAUAGCUGACCGGCACGUCACCAGUAACCAUCCCAGAAACAAUUGCGGGACGAAUUUCGGCUCCAGAUCCCUUCUCGUUCACUUUCAGAGACUGCCACUGAUGCCUGGGACCUGAACAUCUUCGUCUAGUUGAGGCAUCUAUGUUGGUGUAUCGUCAUGAUCUUAAUACCUUUGUCAUUUUUCCUCUCUUCAGAGACCAGGAACAAAUAGAUUUGCUCCGUCAACAAUUGGAGGAAAGUACCAAGGUAUCAGAAAACCUCAGAAGGGAACUGAACGUUUACGAGAAGCUCUAUAAACUGUCUGUUCAAGGCAGGAAUAGGGAAGUGCAAACAGAAGGUAUGUUUUGUUGUUCUGUUUGUGUUAAAAAGAGCCACUUCAUGGUUUCUGCCACUUGAAAGUUUGUCAUCUCUUAUCCAUGUUAAUCUUCUCUAUCUUAAAUCCACCUCUUGCUUUCCAAUGCCGAAAACGACUUGCCGGGGACGAUUACGAUUCCAAGUAACGAUUCCAAGUUUACUCUGUGAGUUUGCAACAGUUUGAGUCCGCUGGAAAUCAACCAAGUUCAAUGCAACGUCAUGAAAAUUUAAAUGCAACCUUUUUUGUGUAUGUGUGUCGUAAGAUUUCAGCUGUGCGUACCAAAUAUGCCUUAUAGGCUGUAAUCAUGUAACCCAUAUGUAGAAAAAAUCUCCUUUACAAAAAUAGUCUGGUCCACAUUUUGGAUUCACCCUUUUUAUGCCAGUGUAACAGCUUUACUCGUGAAAUCAGGGUGGUUCAAUUGUGAUCGUUCACAAGCUUAUGGCCAGGCUCUGCCUCCUUGUUGCUGUAAUAUUUACGGUACAUUUCUGCGUAUUAAAUUGUCUUUGGAGGUGAAAAAUUUGUCAUCCUAUUUGUAGGACAAAGUUACGGUAGUGAAGGACCGCGAAGCCCUAACAGCGAAUUUCAGCAAGACUCCUUGUCGCUACUGUUAGCUGAAAUCCGAAGCCUUAGAGUGCAGCUUGAAAAAAGCAUUCAGACCAACAAUGCACUGCGGCUCAAACUCGAGGAGCAGCUUGCACGACCUCUUGGUUCACCGUCCCAGUCACCAAGCAGAUCGCAAGUCACAGUUAUUCGACAACUGAACUUCUCAGAGGGUAGGGAUGGGGACGAUACUGGAUCUGUAAGCUCCGUUAGAGGUGAGCACGGACGAGCAAGGCUUCUUCAUUGUUGUUUGUAAUGAAUCAAAAGCGGUUUCCUUCCCUGAAAACCUAACUCUUUUUUAUGCAAAUUUGGUGGAACAAAUUUGCAGUUUUUUCACCACGUAGUUGCGAACGGAAGUGAAACCCUUUUCUUUUUGUUACUUAAAAUAUUGUGGGCUUCAGGUAUGUCAUGUACCAAAAACGGCGACGAAACAUGUAUUAAACGCCGUGGCGUAAACUGUCCAGGUACACUUGAUUAUACUUGAUUUUCACCAACUAAGCUUGCCAACUGUUAUCCUUUUCUACAGAAUUAGACAAUGCCAGUUCAUCCGGUGAAGAUCAAGGAGUCGUGAAUCUACUUCUACAGAAAUUGAACGCAAUCAAUAAAUUCGCUACCGAUGUUUACAACAACAUUGCGUCGAAUACUCAGGUGAUUUGUGUCACUUUUAACAAACUGCUUAGGUAUAAAUCUAUGCAGUCAUUAAAGAGAAGCGUGAAAAAUAGUGUUGGCCAUGUUUAGGUUGCAUUUGAGACUCGGUCGGUGCUGUGUUGAGUUCAGUUGUUCUAUGGGUUUGUUUAGGGGAAGGAUUUUAAUAACUAUGCUCGCAGUUAGCCUGCGUCUCAGACGUAAUUUAACCUCGGUUAGUAACGUCUGCGAAGCAACACUGAUAUCCUUGUUCUGGGCCCCCAAUGGACUCAACGAAUUACCGGAAGUGCAGUCAAAUUUCUUUUCAUCUUGAUUGGCAAAUCUUUAAUAGCUUUUUUAACGGGCCAAUCAUGGCGCGCACUAAAAUCCUGGUACACAGGUGGAGAACGAGGCCCAGAAAAAGGAUUUCGGCGCUGUUUCGCAGACGGACUUAAACAGGGUUUAGUUCCGUCUGCGGUGCAGGCAACCAAAAAAGCGAUGGCGCCUCCCCGAAACAGUCCGAUAGUGCAAUUUGACACAACACCGACCCAGUCUCUUGCGCAGCCUCAAAAAUGACCUUAUUCACUAUACCCGCCAUCUUUGCGCGCGCUUUAGGAUUGAUGGGAUAAAUGAAAUCGGUCACGUGGUAUUUCAGGGGCCAAACGAGUGAAAAAAAUUGCCAAUGCAAGUAAUGGCGGUAGAGUUUGUUUAUUCUUUCAAAACGAUACGAAACUUGUAGACUUGCAAAGUGUACAGCUCUAGUUUCGACAAGGGCCAGGGCUUCUGUAAGGGUGUUCGGCGGGAAAGAAAAUGUGCUGUGAUCCGUAGGUGGGGGCUUUGAUUACUGAAAUUUAGUUUGGGGUGCCUUGCCUUACUGAAUCUCUCUUAGCGAGGCCACAUCACAUAUCAUUCCAGUCUCCACGGAAUUUCAGUUGUUCUGUCUUUUAUUCCAUCCAUUCUCUGCGUUUGCGGAUUAUUUUCAAUCGUGUUCUUAAUUACUGUUUUUGGUUGAAUUUUGAGAACGCUUUUUUAUUUACUAUACUUUGUCCUAUUUUUUACUUUCGUUCAGACUAAUAGCCUGUCACAUGUGGAAAAUAUUUUAAGAAUUGUGUUGGAAUGUAAAACGCUGCUGAACGAACUUCAAGCCAGUUCUUUUAAGCCUGCAUCCGGGGAACCUGAAGGAGAGGUAAAUAAUACGCAGCUUUAUUCUUAGCCGGAUAAUAUGAAGGCCCACGAAAAAUAUUAUGCGAUAAUCCCCCGAAGAGAAAGUGAAUAAUUGUGGGUAUUUACCGAGACACAAAGUGUCGGUAUAUUUCUUGCUCUGUGUACCGCCCUUGGAUAAAAAAUUUGGAGAUGUAUGUAUAUUUUUGGUAAAUGAAAGACGUCGCUUGGUAAGAACUUUUUAAGUUUUAAUUGGCGUCGCUUUCUUGGUACCUGUUGUUACCAAGAAAAUUACAAUUUCCGAGUCGUCUUCUGAAACUGGUGCGAAACAAGACGCCAUUUUGACUUCCGUCCCAAGAGAGUGGAUAGCCAAGGAUAGACGGCCGAGUUAUGGUGGACAAUCAAAACACGCGAAAUUUAUUACCCAACUAUACCUUUCCCUCGACGUACAUGACGUCUUUGCUAUUUUCUCCUGUAGAAUAAAAGUCUCAAGCUUGAGAUUGCAAAGUUAAAACGUCGACUUCUGAUACAAGAAGAUUUAAUUAAAAGAGCUUGUGAAAGGCUUGAGGUAUGUUGUUUGUCUGUGAAUCUUUCUACUAUGAAGUACCAUAUUCAACUCUGUGCAGUAAAGAAUGUUAAAACACGAAAUUGGGAAUGGGAAAGGAGGCUUUUUUGCUUUGCGUUUAUAAUUAACAAUUAAUACCUGUUAAGCUCUCCUCCUCAAAAUUACUCCCAAAAUGCCCUUCCUCAAGUCUCAAUUUGCAAUAUCGUACAGCAAGAAACAGUAUUUACCUUAACUGUUAACUUAUCUCUAACCAUACUACGCAAAGAAAAUCGAGUUCAAAUUUAAAAUAUAACAAAAAAGACACUCUCUUCGUCUUUCUUCAUCUCGCCUUUGAGUUUUAGUUGGCCAGCCUUUUCUUAUUUCUUUUGCGUUCUUUCCUUCUCCACUGUGACUUUGUUGUAUCUAAAAACGCUAUGGAAUACUCUAAAAUCCUUAUAUACUGGUUUAAAAAGCACCAUAAACUUUCUAUAGCCAAGUCUGUCGCUCUAUUGGCCGUUUUUGAGGUUGAGAUUGGGUCUGUGUUGUGUCGAAAUGCAUUAUGGGACUGUUUUGGAGGAUGAAUUUCCACCCAGUUUCCUACGCAACCUCCUAACAGCCAAUAAAAGAAGCAAUAGCAUCCCGAAACAAUCCCAUUGUGCAAUUCGACACUACACCGACCCAGCCCACACUCGGAGCCUCUCAGGCCAGUAGCCCUCGUUCGAUGUAUUAAAAUUCUAACAGGACUCCGAGGCUUUCUGGUCAUUUUUCUAUAUUUGGUGUGGUUUACUUUGUGCUCAAGUCUCUUCUGGGAAUUGCGAGACAAUGGAGUCGUGAAAAAUUUGCCAUUUUGACCCCAAUGCCUCUAAGUCUUGUUAGAAUUUUUGAUAUAUCGAACGUGGACUAUUGUAGAAAGACAAUCAUAGAAAGGUAUUUUUUCAUGUGGAUAAAAUCCUAUACACAAAAUAUUUUUUAAACGUCUCUUGAGUUACCUUAUAAAAUCUAAAUUGUAGCUCAGCCAACUCUUUUGUCAAGGGAAUAAUUCUGUGCAAAUACGCCAGUGUGUCAACACGACACCACGACUGCUAUGACAAUCUGAUCACGCGCCUUUAUAGGUGUAGUUACUUUGGUUUCCUUCUUAAGAUCUUCUGCCUCGCCUUAUUUUCUAUUCACCCUUCAUCUGUCUUCUUGAUAUUCUUUCUCUUUGUCUAGCCUUCUAACUCAAAGACCCAGCUGCCUUGGUUGUGUUCACGGUAAACAUCUUCAUUGAAAUAACACGAUUAAUCAUGUUUAACCACCUGAACCCAUUUAACUGUCUCAGUGAUUAACAUUACUUUUAAACCAUAGUUUCUAGUUAAACUACUGAAAUGGGCUUGUCAGUGUGUAACUAGUGAUUGACAUAGAAUUAAACGCUUUUUUAACAAACUGUUCAAUGUCGUAACCUGACUAACUUUAACCAAUAACCAGACAACGUUGUCAGAAACAGUAAAACCAGUUUUGGUGAAAGUUCUUUCUAGUCCAAGUUUGAGAAUAUAUUUGUCCUCAACACUGCAUGGUGGGGAAUUAUGCGGAAUUAAAGGGCAGAGAGCUUACAGAGCUUGCAAUAACGAACAAAACCUCUGAGUCAGUACUGUUGCCAAAACUUUCUCGUUGAAUGCCUGGACCAUCUUUGGUGUCUUUCAAAAUUUUUUCUUUUCUUUCCUUCAAUUUCCGUCUUUGAAAAGUGUUACAUAACAUUCUAGAUCUUGAGCUCUUUAUUCUGGGCAAACUACGACCGUCAGCAAAGCGGAUCAAGAAGUGAAUAAUCGCCGCGAUUGAUCCUUUUUUAAUUUGGGAUUCUUUUAAUUUUUGUUCUGGGGCCUGUUUCUCGAAAUCCCCGGUAACUUUUCGGGCCCGGAAAGCUGUUUUGUGUUUGUUGUGUUUGCAUUCAAGAUCAAAGUUUUAAUCAUUUUGAAAAUAAUACAAUGAAACUAUCAAUUAACGAAACAAAAUAGACUGGUUUGUGAGCUAGGAACUGUGCUACUAUUUAACAUUUUUUGAUUUUAAAACUUGCCUUCGGGCCAGAAAAGUUUCCGGGUCUUUCGAGAAACAAGCCCAUUUUUGCAAUGCAACGGGUCACUCCUUCUCCCUUUCUCUCUCUUUGAUCUUGAUCUUGUUCUAUGUUGUGAACUUUUCUGAAACUUUCAUGGCUACUUUGCUUAAAUUGGGAUUUUCUCCUUCUUCAGGGGACAAACAAAGUCAAGGAGAACGUUCGGGCGGAAAUAUGCGAGCAGUGUAAGUAUUGUAUUCAACGGUGAGAACCGCGUCGAUGAUUUGUCAUUAGUGCAACAAAAGAAAAAAUAUAUCAGUUGCCGUGUUUGUACUAUCCAUGCAUAAACUGUACCGCUAUAAAUUAAACUAACCUAAAUUAAAGCAGCAAACUUGGGUAACCUACAAAAAGAUUUAAAGGACCGUAAAAUUUCUAAUCAAAGUACUCGUUUAGUAAGUUCACUCUAGGUUGAAGACUAUAUAAUAUUAACCUUGAUGCGAAGAAAUGAUGCAAGUAUAAAUCUGAAAACUGGACUAAAACAAAUUAAACAAACUUCGUUAAAAACGUUCUUUUUUAAAAAAUUAGGCAAUAAAAAUGAUAAAUUUCAUUUCUAGUUACAAGCUUCUCAAACAAAUAGAUAAUGAAAUGAAGAUGGUGUGAACUGCGGAAAUACAAAUUUAAAUGAAGAUAUGAUCGUCGCAGUGCUAAUUGCAAUUUAAGCAAUUGUAAAUUAACGCGAAAAAAUGUUAAUAUUAUGGCAUUCGGAUACAGCUUGUUCCAACUUGAAAUGAGUUACUUUAUUGUCCUGUUCUGUCUCUACCCUGGAGCCGAGUUUCUCUCUCACGCCUGCUUGACUUCCAAGGACUAAAUCCUCUAUCCAAGCUGAAGCAUACAAUCCUGCAUGCUAGUGGUCUUGUCUUUUAUUGUCAUUUUGUCACAAGCAAUAUAAAUUUAGAUUGAAUUGCCGUAAAUGUCCGAAAAUAAGCCCCGGGGCUUAUAUUUUUCAAAGGCCCUUUUGGAGGGGCUUAUCUAGGGGCGGAAAUUUGCGUUUCAAAAUCAGUUGAGCUAGCCCUAUUGUUGGAAGUAAAAUUACCGUUUUUCCUUUGUUUUACCUUGUAUUUGAGGGCAAUUUUCCGAGUACAAGCCCCCGGGGGGCUUAUGUUUGGAGGGGCUAUUUAACGGAGGGUUUUUUCCGUUACCGGUUUGGGGGGCUCAUACAUAGAGGGGCUUAUUUUUGGAAUUUUACGGUGCUUUGAAUGGAAGUGUUGAUUUUAAAAAAACUGCGCUGAUAACUUCCAAGAUAGAACGUCCGCAUUAACGAGUGUCCGUGUUAAGCGGGUUGAAUUUGGACAAAAUUAAGGGCUUAAUUCCCAGGGUCCAAGAAAAGCGUCCGUAAUUACGAGGUGGCCGUAUUAAGCGGAAUUCGACUGAGGGUGAAGAGAAAGAACUAGUCCCUGCUGAUUUCAUCUAGAUUAAAGAGAAUUACUGUAGUUGACGAUUUUUUUGUUGUUGUUUCUCAUCAGUAUCCCGCUCGUACAAAGUACUAUCCGGUGCCAGAAAAGAGCUAGAGGUGCGUAAGGUAUGUAACUCAAACUGGUUAUUUUGUGCUUUAAAAACUGACCUGCAGAUAUAAAAUACAUACACCUUAUUCGAUGGUUUAGCAUAUAAUACGUGCAGAUAUUUUGCGAGUUGCGUACGAGCAAUGAGCAAAAUGUCCGCUCGUAUUAUAUGCUAAACCAUCGAAUAAGAGGUUUAUUAUUCCACUGCAAAACAAAAUUAUCUGGCAAUUGGCUUCUAUUUUUUGGUAAGAGUAUUCAGAGACAUCCUGAUUCUGUCUGUGAGAAUGACGUUAACAAUUAGCAAAAUGUUCGCGCGUAUUAUAUGCCAAACCAUUGAAUGAGGGGUUAAUUAUUUUACUGCAAAAGAAAAAUGGUAUUUUGGCUUCUAUUUUCUAAUGAGAGUAUCCAAAACAUCCUGAUUCUGUCAGCCACAGUUGCUCCUUUUGCAUCCGCCGGUAUUCACCCUGUUGUAAACCGGUUAAACCAGGACACGACGGUGUAUUACGGCCUCGUAUUUUGCUUGUUCUCUUGACCUUAUAUGGUAAAAUGACAUAAUAUUGGAAUAAUAAAGUCCAAUAAUCGAUAGCUGCCGUGGCCAUUUUGAAUUUUAAAUACGCGGUCAAUGGGUACGAGGUCUGGAAUUGAAUUCCUCGGGAACCAACAAGCGACACGAGAGAUGGAAUUUUGGACUUGAUUAAAUAUACGAUUUUAGACCUCCUCCCACCAUUGAUGGUAGGACCCUAUGUUUAAAAUUAAAAUGGCCGCUACAAGUGCGCAUCCAUCAAUUAAGAAUUAAGGUUUGUUAAUUCCUUUUGUAAAUCUAAUCGGACACGAGGGCCCCUUUGACUGCCCUCCAGAAAGGCUUUCUCUUUUUCACCUGGCAGACUUUGUGAAAGAACGAAAAUGUACAAAACAGCAAGUUAUACACACGUUAUUUGUCAUUCUAAUUAUGGUCACUUCCUUUUUUACAGGAUCGUGUGCGAUCAAGGAAAGACAAAUGAACUGACUGUAAGAAAUACUAAACAGCCUCUAAAAUUUAUUUAUAUGUAAACUGACGUGUCAGUCUUCAGCCUGUGAGGGAGCGAAGGGUGGUCAACGUCGUUCCCAGGGUCUCUGGGGAGCCAGACACUGGGAACGAGGCUGGGAGAUGGCUAUGGAAAUCUUUAAAUAGCGUCAGAUAAAUAGAAAGUAAAAAAUUAAUGCGAAUUGCUACAAUUUUAUUUUUCAAAUGUAAUAAUUAUUUUUGUACGAAAAUUUUUGCCGCGUGAAGGCUACCGUGUUGAUGCAUAAUAAAAAGAAUGCUGAAAUAAGCCAUUUUACAGUUUUGUUCUAAGUCUCUUGGCUUUGAGCCUCGUUUUGAUUGAAAACCUCAGUGCAAUUAAAAUGUUAAUCAUAACUAUAACAAAUUCUCAGCGCAGCGAAAUUUCGUAUCUCCACGCGGUCAUGUAAUAUCCUCUAUAUAUUUCUCUGUGUGUAGAUAAUGGUACCAACAUUUAGAAAAUACACAAAAACUGGUUGACUCUUACGCAAGCCAAGCAAUGGGCAGUCCAAUUCUAAGGGUUUUUUUCCUACCAUUCCACAUGACUGCUCCCCGUAGCUAAAAGCCCGCUCAGCAGCUUCAGUACGUGGCCUAGGUACAAAAAAUAUUGUUCGAGGUGCGUCGUACAUUGAAGGAAUGAACCCUGGAGGACCUGGAGGUUGGUUUAAACAUGUUCUCUAAACCCUCAGGAUAUAGGUUAUUCAGAGAUUUGAAAACACUUAUUGCGAGCUGCUUAGAGCGUCUUUGCAAGCGUCUUUAUAUUUGACUGGCCUGGUCUUAAAUUUACAGAGACAUGUAUUUUUGAAGAAAGCUCGUUAUCUCAAAAAAAGGAUAGCAUGUUAGAUUUUUAAUCUACGACUGUUAAGCUUUUAGAAAAUGUACAGUUUGUUAGGGUUAUUAUUAAAGCUAGAAGCGCUAGCUCGAUCCGCGCGAAGAAUUUACAGAGACAUGUAUUUUUGAAGAAAGCUCGUUAUCUCAAAAAAAAGAUAGCAUGUUAGAUUUUUAAUCUACGACUGUUAAGCUUUUAGAAAAUGUACAGUUUCUUAGGGUUAUUAUUAAAGCUAGAAGCGCUAGCUCGAUCCGCGCGAAGACUAUUCUGAAGGUGGGGUGAUACCUUAAUUUGGGAAGUGAUGACUCCAUCGUUUUGGCAAUGAACUUAGAGGGAUUAUGGGAAACUAAUUAGAGUGAUUAAUAAAAAUAUUAGGGAUGGUUCGUCUUCAAUAAUUAUAGUAAUCACACCUUUUCUUUGAGAAUGGAUAGUUGACCAAGGCGAAAUGUCUAAUGGUAAGAAAAGGCCGUUUCCACAAUGACGUGAUGACCAGAAUCCUUCAGGAUUUUGUUUUCUUGUGCAAAUUUUAAAUUUGAAGGGAAAAACGAAAAGGAUUGUGGUCAUAGAAGUAAAAAAAUGACACUAUCAUGCAAAUGGCCUUCUCAAAAAAUGCCAAUUUAAAGCGAGGCUAAGUGCGAAGCCAAUGAUAUGAAAAUUGAUUUUAUUUUUAUUCUCAUG
Messenger RNA from Porites lobata, 46712 nucleotides. The record is from the annotation of a GenBank genome assembly. Lineage: Eukaryota; Metazoa; Cnidaria; Anthozoa; Scleractinia; Poritidae.